AUGUCCAAACUCCCAGACUCCAUAGACGUUGGGGAUUUCUCCAUGGACAACAUGACAGGUACAGUACAUGCUUCCGUGUUACACACACGCAAACACACAGUUUCCCAUAGGUGCUCCUCUAGGGUACCGCUACCUAGGUUACCUACCCUUGGGUAUUGUGACUUCUUUAAACAAGUGUUGUAUCUCUAGAGAGGUCGAGAGAGAGAGAAAGAUGGAUGAGACCCAGCUUAUUCUAAGUAUCCUAGCCCUAAAUGGUUUCACCAUCCGCUUGAUUUUGUAUGGAGUUGCAGAGCAACUGCUUUGCACAAUCAAUUGAUUUACUUACUCCAGGUCUGAAUCUGUGAUUUUUUUAUUUUAUUAUUAAUAUUAUUAUUAUUAUUAUUGUUUUUGCCAGCUGAUCCAGGGACACACCUUUUUAGCAGCGCUUUCUGUCUGGCUCAGCUGUGCUAAUCCCCUAGGUAACCAGACACCUGAGACAAUUAUAGCGUCUCUUUGCAGCCUGUAGCUGACAUGCCACCGUGACUGCAGACUGGGCUCUCCUCUGGGACGGCUGGACGGAGGGGCAGCAGCCCAACUGUACAUGAACAUGAGAUUGAACAUGACCGCUGGUCAUUUUUGAAAAGCAAAAUAAACUGUAAAACUGAAGAGUGAUAGUUCCCAUGUUAAGCAAUGGGGCAGUGAACAGGUUUUUAGUGUAGUGUAAAAAUGUGCUGUUAAUUUAUUUAGUGUUAUAUGAGCAGUGGUGGAGUCAGUCGGUCUGUGGUUGACUUGGCUCACUGACCUCAGGAGAGCUAAACUGGGCAGCUUUCCAAGAUAAAACUCAGUCUCUUUCACCGCUAAUCUCUCUGUGUACGCGUGAGGGUGUUUAUCAUCACUAUGAUUUACCCUGGUGUUUUUCAGAAUAAAGCUUGGUACUGUAACAAAGGGUUUAAGAUUAACCAUGUCAUUACCAUAGAAAUAAGAAUGAAUAGAAUGGGCUUGGAAGCUCUAACCCUGGCAAUUGACUGGCAAAUUCAUGUGGACACUCGCAAUGGCUGCCUGGUAUUGCAAGGCAAGCAACUUUGAAGCAUGUAUGAGAGCAUCAGCUGUUCCGGAUGACUAUGUGAUCACGCUCUCCGUAGCCGAUGUGAGUAAGACUUUUAAGCAGGUCAACAUUCACAAGGCCGCAGGGCCAGACGGAUUACCAGAAAGUGUACUCCGAGCAUGCACUGACCAACUGGCAAGUGUCUUCACUGACAUUUUCAACAAGUCCCCUGUAGCUCAGUUGGUACAGCAUGGCGCUUGCAACGCCAGGGUUGUGGGUUCGUUUCCCAUGGGGGGCCAGUAUGAAAAUGUAUGCACUCACUAACUGUAAGUCGCUCUGGAUAAGAGCGUCUGCUAAAUGACUUAAAUGUAAUGUAAAAUGUCCCUGACUGAGUCUGUAAUACCAACAUGUUUCAAGCAGACCACCAUAGUCCCUGUGCCCAAGAACACUAAGAUAACCUGCCUAAAUGACUACCGAGCCGUAGCACUCACGUCUGUAGCCAUGAAGUGCUUUGAAAGGCUGGUCAUGACUCACAUCAACACCAUUAUCCCAGAAACCCUAGACCCACUCCAAUUUGCAUACCGCCCCAACAGAUCCACAGAUGAUCCACAGUAUGAAAAUGUAUGCACUCACUAACUGUAAGUUGCUCUGGGUAAGAGCGUCUGCUAAAAUGACUAAAAUGUAAAUUAUGCAAUCUCUAUUGCACUCCACACUGCCCUUUCCCACCUGGACAAAAGGAACACCUACGUGAGAAUGCUAUUCAUUGACUACAGCUCAGCGUUCAACACCAUAGUGCGCUCAAAGCUCAUCACUAAGCUAAUGACCCUGGGACUAAACACCUCCCUCUGCAACUGGAUCCUGGACUUCCUGACGGGCCGCCCCCAGGUGGUAAGGGUAGGUAACAACACAUCUGCCACGCUGAUCCUCAACACGGGGGCCCCUCGGGGGUGCGUGCUCAGUCCCCUCUUGUACUCCAUGUUCACCCAUGACUGCAUGGCCAGGCACGACUCCAACACCAUCAUUAAGUUUGCAGACGACACAGCAGUGGUAGGCCUGAUCACCGACAACGAUGAGACAGCCUAUAGGGAGGAGGUCAGAGACCUGGCCGUGUGGUGCCAGGAUAACAACCUCUCCCUCAAAGUGAUCAAGACAAAGGAGAUGAUUGUGGACUACAGGGGAAAAAAGAGGACUGAGCACGCCCCCAUUCUCAUCGAUGGGGCUGUAGUGGACCAGGUUGAGAGCUUCAAGUUCCUUGGUGUCCACAUCACCAACAAACUAUCAUGGUCCAAACACACCAAUACAGUCGUGAAGAGGGCACGACAAAGCCUAUUCCCCCUCAGGAGACUGAAAACAUUUGGCAUGCUUCUACAGCUGCACCAUCGAGAGCAUCCUGACUGGUUGCAUCACCGCCUGGUAUGGCAACUGCUCGGCCUCCGACCGCAAGGCACUACAGAGGGUAGUGCGUAAGGCCCAGUACAUCACUGGGGCCAAGCUUCCUGCCAUCCAGGACCUCUAUACCAGGUGGUGUCAGAGGAAGGCCCUAAAAAUUGUCAAAGACUCCAGCCACCCUAGUCAUAGACUGUUCUCUCUGCUACCGCACGGCAAGUGGUACUGGAGCGCCAAGUCUAGGUCCAAAAGGCUUCUUAACAGCUUCUACCCCCAAGCCAUAAGACUCCUGAACAGCUAAUCAUGGCUACCCGGACUAUUUGCUAUGCCCCUCUUUUACUCUGCUGCUACUCUCUGUUUAUUACCUAAGCAUAGUCACUUUAACUCUACCCACAUGUACAAAUUACCUCGACUAACCGGUGCCCCCGCACAUUGACUUUGUACCGGUACCCCCUGUAUAUAGCCUUCCUACUGUUAUUUUAUUUUACUGCUGCUCUUUUAUUUUUGACUUGUCUAUUUUUACUUAACACUUUUAUUUUAUUUUCUUAACUGCAUUGUUGGUUAAGGGCUUGUAAGUAAGCAUUUCACUGUAAGGUCAACACCUGUUGUAUUCAGUGCAUGUGACAAAUACAAUUUGAUUUGACAAUUUUGGAAUGUUCUAUCAACUGAUACUGGAUUGCCAUGUUAAUGUAGAAUAUUAAUUCAAAUGAUGCUAACUGAUGUCGCUCAUGCAAUGGAAUGUAUUUUUUGUAAUGUCAGUUGAGUUGAUUCAACAAAUUACAGCACAGGGUACACUUCCUGCUUUUACUUCCUGGCAUGGGUACACUCAAAAUGGCUGCCAGUCCACCCAUUAUGCCAUCGUUGACUUGAAUGGAGACAGCCUUUCUAUUUAUUUUUAUUUCAUUACAGUAUGUGAACUGAACUAAUGUCAAUUUUCCCUCUUGUUCUUCUACAGCCCCUACGUUCCCAGAUAAGAUGUCCCCCGUCAAGGCCGCUCUCACCCUAAAAGACUACGAGAACGUGAGUGAUUUUCAUCACUCCAAUCCCUAUUAUGGAGAUGUUUUCUGCCUUACCUGACAAGGUCUCCAACCAUUGUGGAUUCAAUUUUCAAGAGGGCUGUUCAUGUGUCAGGAUCCUCUGAGACUCUAACCAGCAUUGUCUGUCUCAAACUAGUUAUUUAUCCAAAUAUGUUACAUUUAAAAUCGUCAUAAUUUCAUGGUAAACCAUUGAAUGGAAAUAGACCACUGCAGCAUGCAUGUAGGCUAAGCACUAUGGAGCCAAGCCUUAUCCCAGUAUCAGCGACAGACACGUCGGAUAUUAUGAUUUUUAAUAAGCCUGAUCCAGUGUCUAGCCAAACCAAGGAGAACAGGACAACCACUUAGCCGUUUUCCAAGCAUGGGGGGAGAGAGCCUACAGUAGGGGACGCCUGCUGCAAUUCAGUGGUUUACUCAGAUUUCUAUUUUCUCCCUGUGCUGGAUGAUUAGAGGUUGGUAGAGGGGGUCCUCUAGACUCUAAUCUCCUCCUCCUGCCCCCGCGCCCCGCCCCAGAUGUGUGCACAAUAAUGCACAGUCUGCCGAAGCUGAAUGCCUCUCUCCCCUUCCCCAGACCAUAACCACUCUCUCAAACAUGGCUUAUUACACUACCGCACUAGCUCCCCCCCCCCCCCCACCCCUCGUCUCUCUCUGUGCGUGUGCUUCUCCACUGGAGCAUGUGAAAUGAUUGCUUUUUCUCCGGGGAUAAAUUGCUCAGCUGCUAUGUUAUUUUGACCUAAUUUACUGUAUUUGCAGUAGCCUUGUUUAUAGACUGUAUAGGCAGUGAAAGGGGUGGGUAAACAACGGUCUGAUUUUCAAGAACGUAGUACCUUUUUUAAUGGCUGUAACCUUUCGUUUUCAGUGUCCAACAAAGUGUCUCCUUUUCAAAUGAAAUGAAUUCAGAGGUUACAUAAUGUCUUCAUCUUCUUCUAUUCUCAGCAAAUCAUGACUCUGAAGAAGGAGAACUUUAACCUGAAGCUGCGGAUUUACUUCAUGGAGGAGCGCAUGCAGCAGAAAUGUGACGACUCAACAGAGGACAUCUACAAAACGGUGUGUGUGUGUGUGUGUGUGUGUGUAGGGGGGGAGGGGGUGUGGUCAUGUGUUACGUCAUUCACACCCUUCAGUGCCAUGAUAAUGUAAUAUGUGACUCAGUCAUUCAGAAUUAGGAAGGAUGACCACAUGGCCCCAGCAGCCAUGAAUACAACAGGCCAUUGUUCCAACUAGGGCUGGGCGGUAUACUGUAUUUUACCAUAUACCAGUAUUGAUGCACUGACCGGUUAGAGUUUUUUUUAACUUUACUCUCUAUAAUGGUAUUUCAAUGUUUGGUUUGUUAAAUGUGAUGCGCAACUCCGGUGCUUAUAAUGUCCGUUUUUUUAUAGUUUACUCUGUUUGAUACUUUAGUCAUCUCUCUCUCCCUCUCCUCCUGCUGCAUGCCAACUAAACACUCCAAGCCAUUCCCCCUGUCACUCAAGGAGAGAGUAGUUUCUCCACCACUGAGUCACGAGCACUUUCUUGCUGUUCACUCUGCAUGGUCAGAUGGAUGCAACAAGAUGUUGGUGACAUGCUGCUUUCCACAAGCAUUCUAUAAUUACGUAUUAGUUUAUGUAUUUUACUGUCUGCAAACUGUCUGCUAGUUUCUUUUCUUAGCAAGUUGUUGCUAAAAUCAUUUGUGUUAGCCGCUAAUGCUAAUCACUAGUUAGCUGGCUAGCUAGCUUGCUAAAUGUAAUCAAGUCAAGCUUUAUUUGUACAGCACAUUUCAGACAUGGAAUGCAACACAAUGUGCUUUACAGGAAAAAACAAAUAAACAAUUAAAAUAAAAACGGAAAUAUUGACUACACAACAAACAUAAGAUAUUAAAAUGAAAAAAUGACACAAACUAAACAACUAAAAAGCACCCCAAGGAAAAGCGAAACUAAAAAUAUGUUGUAAUAUCUCUUUCAGUUUCUGCCCCCCCCCCCCCCCCAUGUUCUCUGCCAGGCUAUUUCAGAGGCUGGGAGCAUAAUAACUAAAGGCUGCCGCUCCAUGCCUCUUGGUCCUAGGCCUCCUGUAGCUCAGUUGGUAGAGCAUGGCGCUUGCAACGCCAGGGUUGUGGGUUCGAUUCCCACGGGGGGCCAGUAUGAAAAAUGUAUGCACUCACUAACUGUAAGUCGCUCUGGAUAAGUGUGUCUGCUAAAUGACUAAAAAUGUUUUAAAAAAUGUCCUAGGCUUUGUUCCAGAGGACUUGCAGGACCUACUGGGUACAUAACUUAAAAGCAUGUCUGACAUGUAUUGGGGUGCACAAUUGUGGAUUGAUUUAAAAAACAAUAGAAGAAUCUUAAAAUGUAUUCUACAACUCACAGGCAGCCAGUGCAGAGACCUUAAAACCAGUGUAAUGUGUGCUCUUCGUCUGGUCCUGGUCAGUACCCGUGCUGCAGCAUUCUGUAUAUGUUUUGCAGUUGACCAAUGGCAUUCUUCGGUAGACCAGACAGGAGAGCAUUACAGUAGUCAAGCCUGCUUGUAAUAAAAGCAUGGAUGAGUCUUUCUGUAUCAGCCUGAGAGAGAGCGAGAGAAACGGCCGCACCGUGGCAAUGUUUCAGGUGGUAAACAGCUAUUGUGGUCACAUUCCGAGUUGGAUUGAACAGUAUAAAUGGAGAAAGCCCCAUGGAAAUCACUUAUAAUUUAUGUUUUGCCACCCUAGGGUCAUGAACUACUUAGAAAGCAUAUUUAGAACUUCUAUUAUUCAAAAACAUAAAAUGUCGUCAAAUACUGUCAUACUGCCAAAAUUUGAAACAAUUGUGAUAUGAUAUUUUGUCCAUAUCUCCCAGCCCUAGUUCCACCCAAAAACACAUCUAACCCCCACCAGAGUUUAGUCCACUGAUCUCAGACCAGUCUCACUACUUUACUAAAUACCCAUCUAACAUGUCUCGGGGUUCUCCCCAAAGAAUGUAAGAGUGGCGCUGCGCCACCUUGUGGGCCUCCCACUGCCAUACGCAGCAGCAGCGAACCACCUUGUAAAAAAAUCAUUUGGAGAAUCCGGUGUCUUACAUUUAGCCCACUGAUCUGAGACCAGUCUCACUACUUUAUUAAAUGCCCAACUAACAUAUCUCACAUUUAGCCCACUGAUCUCAGAGACAAGUCUCUGUCUUUAAUCCUCAUAGAAAAAUAUUGUCUGAUUUUUCCUAAAUUCUAUUUUACGACUAUCCACCUGCGUUUGAGUACACACUUACUCAUUGUUAUGAUAUGAACACAUAGCUUCCAGUGCCAAAGCGAAUUACAUUGUUGAAGUAUGCAGUUGAGGACCGUACUCAACAUAUUCUCAGACCAUACUUGGAGUGCUUUAGGAACCACUCCAAAACAAAUACAAAGCAGGAAUGAAACAUUGGAUCUAAGCUACGGUGUGCCAGGUUUUUCCACUGUGUUAAAGUGAAUGGAAGUUUGACUGAAUUAUUGUCCUUCUCAGAACAUUGAGCUGAAGGUGGAGGUGGAGUCUAUGAAGCGAGAUCUGGCAGAGAAGCAUGAGCUACUGGUGUCUGCAUCGUGAGUACAGACUACUGAUGCUAUCUGUCUAUGAGUACAGACUACUGAUGCUAUCUGUCUGUGAGUACAGACUACUGAUGCUAUCUGUCUGUAAGUACAGACUACUGACUGUCACAACCUACACACUCUGUCAACUAACACUGUCAUUUAAGUCAUCAAUAGUUCUGACUGGACUAUUCAAAUAUGACUGUCCUAAACAUCACUGACUCACUUUUCACUCUUUGAUUAAUCACUAGUUAAUUAGUUGGAAAGCAUUGACUGUCACUGAUCCAAGUGUGUGUGUGUGUUAGAGGGCCAGUUGUGUAUUUUUGCCCUUUGUUUGUCAAAUAACUUUGGUUUAUUUAGUCAAUUAUUGAAAAUCCAAAUGAAUAAAACAACUUUGACUCCUGUCUUGUCAGGAAAGCCUUGGAGAGCCUGGCAGGUAGAGAGUCAGGUGACUCCCUGCGUGUGCGAGAGCGAGCCCACAGAGAGAUGGACGCACUCAGAGACACUCUCAACAAGCGCGUCGCUGAGCUGGAGCAGGUUAGCACUGGGCUAGCGCGUUACUACACUAAUAUGAACACUGACUGCAGUGAAAAGCCAUGGCCUAUAUUCUGGGUGGAAGUGCUGAAAAUGAAAGCAUGUAACACUUACUUAAGAAUGACAUUAAACAUAGGGUAUAAAAUAACGUUAUGUGAAGCUAGCUAGGACAAAACACCUGACAUGUGCUGGCCUGCUGGGCCCCUCACUGUAGAUUUAAAGGGGAAUUCCAAUCAAAAGUUGAAAUUUGUUCUUUAGCUUUUCAUAUUUCUUCUGAUAUGUCUUGCCCACAGGAGGUUGGUGGCGCCUUAAUUGGGGAGGACGGGCUUGUGGUAAUGGCUGGAGCAGAAUCAGUGGAAUGGUAUCAAAUACAUGGUUUCCAUGUGUUUGAUGCCAUUCCAUUUGCUCCGUUCCAGCCAUUAUUAUGAGCCGUCCUCCCCUCAGCAGCCUCCACUAGUCUUACCAUGUGUCUAAGAGACUUUAGUCAAAGUUGGGUGAUAAUGAAAAGGCACAUUAUUGGACAAGGUCAGUGACUAGUCUUGGAACAUUCCCAUCAAUUUCCUCCUCCAUGUCAGGGUCUGAGAGCGGCCGAGGAGGAAGUUGACAAGAUGGCCGCCAUCGCCGAGCAGGAGAAGGUGAGAAGCAUCGGUAUGGAGAAGCAGCUCUUGGCCCUGGGCCUGUCGGGAACCUUCACCCCCAUCCAUGUUCCCAGCCACGACCUGCAGCAGGCUCUACAGGAGAAAAACGGGUAAGGACAGCUACAAAGGGGUUUUUCAACGAAGUGUAAUGCUGCGUCCAAAAUGGCUCCCUAUAUGGUGCAAUACUUUUGACCAUUCAAAAGUAGUGCACUAUAUAGGCAAUAGGGUUACAUUUCAAAUGCAGCCCAUGUACUUCAUUUAAUAUCUGCUGUGAUAUUCUACACUGACACCAACAUGUUGAUCAUGGAGAAAUGAGAUUAUGUAGCCCUGAUGUACUCUCUCUUCUGUUUCACCUGCCUUGAGUAUGAAACCUAGUAGUUAUGUGUUAUCCCAAUGGCACCUAAAUGUAAGGACAAUAUGCCAUUUGUUUAUAAUGGGGAUAAAUGUUUUGAAAAUGUAGAUAUAACGUAGCCUACUUUUGGUCCCUCCAGUGUCAUAGAUCAAUUGAUGAUAUCCGUGGUGAACCAGGAAGCUGUGAUCCAACGGCUACAAAGUACUGGCAGAGACCAGGGGACGGACGCACCAACCACAGAGCACAUCCGACAACUCUCUGCUAUCAUUGGCCAGAAAGAUGAGGAACUGCAGACUCUGAGGGCUGAGCUGGGCGGAGAGAAGGGCAGGACGGAGAGGGACCAUCAGGUGGAUAUUUUUCUAUCUCCAUAUUACCUAAUGCAUAUCAGCUCAAUAUCUCAAUCUACCAACUUUACCUCUCUUACACCAUGUGUUACGAACCCCAUGGCUUUAUAAGUCUAGGGUGGAUGGAAAAGAGACCGUAACAUAACUCAUGCUAAUUAGAAUAUCGCCAACGAACAGUGAGAACAAAAAUACGCCGACAACCACAAAGCUACCGUCAAACACAAAAAUGUUUAUUAUAAACACACAGUAAAGGUUUGGGGAAAAGGGGCUGAGCAGGACCCAAGGAAUGAAACAAUAAUGUAAAAAAAUAACUAAACUGAUCUUGCCUGCCUCAAGAACUGCUAAGCUUACUACUAACUACACAAAAAUACAGUGGGUGGUCUGCUCAGGUCUAACUAGUGUUUAUAGACAAAGUUUUCCUACGGGUAGUGUAUGCCCAAGGGCGAUUUGCUAAAAAUCCCCUUUUCCCAGGAACAAACAAACAACAUAGUUACCAUAUGGAGUAAACAGCAAAUGAGUGAGUACACAAAAACAAGACACCACAGUAUCCAUACUCACAAACAAAAAGAGUCUCUGUCAGAAAACACAACUGAUCAGCAGAUGAACUGAUGACUGACAGGUGGGACACACCAACGACCUCCAAUCAGGAACACAAAGGACACCUGUGAUUAGGGCAGAAGGAGAGGAAAAACACAAAUACACAUACAGGAUACCUGUAUCCGUAACACCAUGUAAUGACAGACCGUCAGGGAAUCUGUGAUUCCUUCCCGUCCAGUAUUUCCUAGCCUGCUUCUCAACCGUAUUGAAGGAAAAGGCCCAAGGUCCAUUCCCUCGUUCUCCAGUGCGUUUUGAGAACAAAGUGAGGAGAGCGAAUGCCAGGAAUUGAAUAAAGAUGUAUUGAGAAGGAGCCAGACUCUCAGAACGAGUGCCUAAGGGGGUAGGAGCCGGUUGAGGUUGUUUCUGGAUGGGGCCAUAGUGUCAGAGUUUCUGGAAAGGGCCAUGGGUAGAUCUCAAUAAUGCAUACUCCUCGCUUCUCUCCUCGUCUCCUUCUCAAAACCCAUUGGAUGAGAAAGCCGAAGGUCCCUCCCGUCUGAGCUUUUCCUCCAAUGGGUUUUGAGAAGGAGAGGAGGGGGGGGGGAGAAGACGGGACGUGAUGAGUAUGCAAUUGACAUCUUCCCAUAGUGUCUGACAGUGCAUACACUGAUGCGUAUUAGAAUUCUCUGACCUCUGAGUGUCCAACUAGAGUGCACUUGCUUGUGAUUUGUCUGUUUUGUUGGGUUGUAGGACACUCCUUUUGUUGUCUAAUUCUGUGGCGCCGCUUUUAUUUUGUGAGGGGUCAAGGUUUGCCCACCAGGCAUUAGCUACCCUCUCUUAGCUGUCUCCUGCAUUCAUGUAAUUAAAGUGUACACACACACACACACACACGUCCUCUGGCCAUAUAUCUCUCUCUGUGCGACACGGAACAGACACAAUCUGUCAGGCGGUUUGACUCUGGAUCUGCUCUAUGAGAGGAAAUGCAUUCUGACGUGAUUAUUGUCGAAUGUGUUGCCCUUUUUACGUCCGUAUGCCUCCUGUUAUGUUGUUUACAGUGAAGUUGGUUUCUGCUGGUUUCUCUGUGUGUGUUCUGCUGUGUUGUGGCAGGCCAGGCAAGGGCUUUGUAGUUUAUAGAAGUUGCCGUCAUCAGAGGAAGCUGACGUGAUUGGUUCCCCAGGUAGAGAAGGAGAGUUGUCAGAUGUCUGUUCUAUUCUUCUCAACCAACAACAAGCUAACAUUAUAGUCUAUUGCUAUAAUCUAUCUACUUUAUUGACUCGCUGGAUAAGAGCGUCUGCUAAAUCAAAUUCUAUUGGUCACAUACACAUGUUUAGCAGAUGUUAUUGCGGGUGUAGCGAAAUGCUUGUGUUCCUAGCUCCAGCAGUGCAGUAAUAUCUAACAAUACACAAAUCUAAAAGAAUGGAAUUAAGAAAUAUAGAAAUAUUAGUAUGCGCGAUGUCGGAGUCCGGAGAGUGUGUGUGUGUGAUGUAUAGACAUGGACAGUAUGUGGAUAGAAUAUAUAGUAUAUCCUAUCUAACUGUGCCACUAGAUCUAAUGUGCCACUAGAUCCUGUUCGAAUCCAGGCUCUGUCGCAGCCUCCGACGGAGAUCGGCGCGCACAAUUGGCCAGCGUCGUACAGGUGGGGAGGAAUGCCGCAGAUUAGCUAGUUAUAGCAGGCGUUGCAACGCCAGGUUGUGGGUUCGAUUCCCCCAGGGGCCAGUAAAAAAAAUGAUCACUAGUAAGUCGCUCUGGAUAAGCGUCUGCUAAUGACAAAAUGUAAUGUAAAGAUAUCAAAGAAUGCUGGAUAGAAUGAAUUACGCAAUAGUUGAAUAGGAUGAACUUGACUAGAAUACAGUGGGGAAAAAAAGUAUUUAGUCAGCCACCACUUGUGCAAGUUCUCCCACUUAAAAAGAUGAGAGAGGCCUGUAAUUUUCAUCAUAGGUACACAUCAACUAUGACAGACAAAAUGAGAAAAAAAAUCCAGAAAAUCACAUUGUAGGAUUUUUUAUGAAUUUAUUUGCAAAUUAUGGUGGAAAAUAAGUAUUUGGUCAAUAACAAAAGUUUCUCAAUACUUUGUUAUAUACCCUUUGUUGGCAAUGACACAGAUCAAAUGUCUUCUGUAAGUCUUCACAAGGUUUUCACACACUGUUGCUGGUAUUUUGGCCCAUUCCUCCAUGCAGAUCUCCUCUAGAGCAGUGAUGUUUUGGUUCUGUCGCUGGGCAACACAGACUUUCAACUCCCUCCAAAGAUUUUCUAUGGGGUUGAGAUCUGGAGACUGGCUAGGCCAGUCCAGGACCUUGAAAUGCUUCUUACGAAGCCACUCCUUCAUUGCCCGGGCGGUGUGUUUGGGAUCAUUGUCAUGCUGAAAGACCCAGCCACGUUUCAUCUUCAAUGCCCUUGCUGAUGGAAGGAGGUUUUCACUCAAAAUCUCACGAUACAUGGCCCCAUUCAUUCUUUCCUUUACACGGAUCAGUCGUCCUGGUCCCUUUGCAGAAAAACAGCCCCAAAAUAUGAUGUUUCCACCCCCAUGCUUCACAGUAGGUAUGGUGUUCUUUGGAUGCAACUCAGCAUUCUUUGUCCUCCAAACACGACGAGUUGAGUUUUUACCAAAAAGUUCUAUUUUGGUUUCAUCUGACCAUAUGACAUUCUCCCAAUCCUCUUCUGGAUCAUCCAAAUGCACUCUAGCAAACUUCAGACGGGCCUGGACAUGUACUGGCUUAAGCAGGGGGACACGUCUGGUACUGCAGGAUUUGAGUCCCUGGCGGCGUAGUGUGUUACUGAUGGUAGGCUUUGUUACUUUGGUCCCAGCUCUCUGCAGGUCAUUCAUUAGGUCCCCCCGUGUGGUUCUGGGAUUUUUGCUCACCGUUCUUGUGAUCAUUUUGACCCCACGGGGUGAGAUCUUGCGUGGAGCCCCAGAUCGAGGGAGAUUAUCAGUGGUCUUGUAUGUCUUCCAUUUCCUAAUAAUUGCUCCCACAGUUGAUUUCUUCAAACCAAGCUGCUUACCUAUUGCAGAUUCAGUCUUCCCAGCCUGGUGCAGGUCUACAAUUUUGUUUCUGGUGUCCUUUGACAGCUCUUUGGUCUUGGCCAUAGUGGAGUUUGGAGUGUGACUGUUUUGAGGUUGUGGACAGGUGUCUUUUAUACUGAUAACAAGUUCAAACAGGUGCCAUUAAUACAGGUAACGAGUGGAGGACAGAGGAUCCUCUUAAAGAAGAAGUUACAGGUCUGUGAGAGCCAGAAAUCUUGCUUGUUUGUAGGUGACCAAAUACUUAUUUUCCACCAUAAUUUGCAAAUAAAUUCAUUAAAAAUCCUACGAUGUGAUUUUCUGGAUUUUUUUUCCUCAAUUUGUCUGUCAUAGUUGACGUGUAGCUAUGAUAAAAAUUACAGGCCUCUCUCAUCUUUUUAAGUGGGAGAACUUGCACAAUUGGUGGCUGACUAAAUACUUUUUCCCCCCACUGUACAUAUGAAAUGGCUAAAACAGUAUGGGAACAUUAAAGUGACCAGUCUUCCAUUAUUAAAGUGACCAGUGUUCCAGGGCAGCAGCCUCUAAGGUGCAUGGAUGAGUAACUGGGUGGUAGCCGGCUAGUGACUGUGACUAAGUUCAGGGCAGGGUACUGGGUGGAGGCCGGCUAGUGAUGACUAUUUAACAGUCUGAUGGUCUUAAGAUAGAAGCUGUUUUUGAGUCUCUCGGUCCCAGCUUUGAUGCACCUUUACUGACCUCACCUUCUAGAUGAUAGUGGGGUGAACAGGUCGUGGUUUGGGUGGCUGAGGUCCUUGAUGAUCUUCUUGGCCUUCCUGUGACACCGGGUGCUGUAGAUGUCCUGAAGGACAGGCAGUGUGCUCCCGGUGAAGCGUUGGGCUGACCGCACCUCCCUCUGGAGAGCCUUGCUGUUGCGGACAAUGCAGUUGCCGUACCAGGCGAUGAUACAUCCCGACAGGAUGCUCUCAAUGGUGCAUCUGUAGAAGUUUGUGAGGGUCUUAGGGGCCAAGCCGAAUGUCUUUAGCCUCCUGAGGUUGAAGAGGCGCUGUUGCACCUUCACCACACUGUCUGUGUGGGUGGACCAUUUCAGAUUGUCAGUGACGUGUUGGAUGGGGGCGUGCUCCCUCUGCUGUCUCCUGAAGUCCUCGAUCAGCUCCUUUGUUUUGUUGAAGGAGAGGAUAUUUUCAUGGCACCACUCCGCCAGGGCCCUCACCUCCUCCUUGUUGUUGGUAAUCAGGCCUACCACUGUUGUGUCGUCUGCAAACUCGAUGUUUGAGUUGGAGGCGUGUGUGGCCACGCAGUCGUGGGUGAACCAGGAGUACAGGAGAGGGCUGAGCACACAUCCUUGUUGAGGAUCAGCGUAGUGGAGGUGUUGUUGCCAACCUUCACCACCUGGGGUCAGCCCGUCAGGAAGUCCAGGGCCCAGUUGCACAGGGCGGGGUUCAGACCCAGGGCCCCGAGCUUAAUGAUGAGCUUGUAAGGUACUAUGGUGUUGAAGGCUGAGCUGUAGUCAAUGAACAGCAUUCUUACAUAGGUAUUCCUCUUGUCCAGACGGGAUAGGGCACUGCGAUGGCGAUGGCAUCAUCCGUGGAUCUAUUGGGGCGGUAUGCAAAUUGCAGUGGGUCUAGGGUGUCGGGUAAGGUGGAGGUGAAAUGAUCCUAAACUAACCUCUCAAAGUACUUCAUGAUGACAGUGAGUGCUACUGGGCGAGAGUCAUUUAGUUAAGUUACCAUCGCUUUCUUGGGUACAGGAACAAUGGUGGACAUCUUGAAGCAAGUGGGGACAGCAGACUGGGAUAGGGAGAGAUUGAAUAUCUCUGUAAACACUCCAGCCAGCUGGUCUGCGCAUUCUCUGAGGACGCAGCUAAGGAUGCUGUCUGGGCCGGCAGCCUUGCGAUUAUUUUUUAUUAUUAUUAUAUAUAAAACAUUUUAGGGGGUCAAUCAGCUUUUAUAUUGCAGAUAGUGUGGCUUCUAUCAAUGUAAUUGUCUGCAUAAUUUCCAAUCCACUAAAUAUAUAUUUUUAAUAUAUUUUCCUUCUUUAUUAUUUUCCCCAAACCCUAUCAUCCCUCAUCUAAUUGGAGUAAACUAAUGGACAACAAUACUUAGGCUUCUACUUCCAGCUUAUACAUACUAUAUAUAUUUUACAGACACUGUAUAUUUUACAUUAAUUAUCUAUCUAUAUUUAUAUUUUUCACCCUUCAGCUCCCCUCAACCCCUCCCAUCUAUCUCUGAACACCAUCCCGUUUUGAUUUCUACUAGCCAUAUAUUUAGCCACAACUGUGCUGUGAUGUUUUUUUAUUCUCAUAUAUCCUACAGAUAAAAAAUGUUGCUAGGAGUAUUAUUAUAUUAUUGAUCGAUUUGACAAUGACUUUUCAAAUCACCUAGCAGAGCUAUUUGCAGAGUUAGCUCCAGUUAAAUGUUGUUAUUUACAAGCUACAUAUAGGCAGUACCAUGCGAGGGUUAACAAGCUUAAAUGUCUUACUCACAUCGGCCACGGAGAACGAGAGCUCACAGUCCUCUGGAGCGGCACUGUGUUAUCCUCAAAUCGGGAGAAGAAGGUUUUUAGCUUGUCCGGGAGCAAGACGUCGGUGUCCCCGACGUGGCUGGUUUUCGUUCACCCAAACCGCGUCUCACAAAGACGCGACGGUUGGAACCAAAAAUCUCCAAUUUGGACUCCAGACCAAAGGACACAUUUCCACUGGUCUAAUGUCAGUAUGAAAAAUGUAUGCACUCACUUAACUGUAAGUCGCUCUGGAUAAGAGCGUCUGCUAAAUGACUAAAAUGUAAAUGUAGUGGUAGUGGUUUCUUUGCAGCAAUUUGACCAUGAAGGCCUGAUUCACACAGCACCCUCAGAACAGUUGGUGUUGAGAUGUGUCUGUUACUUGAACUCUGUGAAGCAUUUAUUUGGGCUGCAAUUUCUGAGGCUGGUAACUCUAAUGAACUUAUCCUCUGCAGCAGAGGUAACUGUGGGUCUUUUAUUCCUGUGGCGGUCCUCAUGAGAGCCAGUUUCAUCAAAGUGCUUGAUGGUUUUUGCGACUGCACUUGAAGAAACUUUCAAAGUUCCUGAAAUGUUCUGUAUUCACUGACCUUCAUGUCUUAAAGUAGUGAUGGACUGUCGUUUCUCUAUGCUUAUUUGAGCUGUUCUUGCCAUAAUAUGGACUUGGUCUUUUACCAAAUAGGGCUAUCUUCUGUAUACCCCCCUACCUUGUCACAACACAACUGAUUGGCUCAAACUCAUUAAGAAGGAAAGAAAUUCCACAAAUUAACUUUUAAGAAGACACACCUGUUAAUUGAAAUGCAUUCCAGGUGACUACCUCAUAAAGCUGGUUGAGAGAAUGCCAAGAACGUGCAAAGCUGUCAUCAAGGCAAAGGGUGGCUAUUUGAAGAAUCUCAAAUAUAAAAUGCAUUUUGAUUUGUUUAACACCUUUUUUGGUUAUUGCAUGAUUCCAUAUGUGUUAUUUCAUAGUUUUGAUGUCUUCACUAUUAUUCUACAAUGUAGAAAAUAGUACAAAUAAAGAAAAACCCUUGAAUGAGUAGGUCUCCAAACUUUUGACUGGUACUGUACACUACCGUUUAAAAGUUUGGGGUCACUUAGAAAUGUCCUUGUUUUCAAACUGGAAAGCUUUAUUAGGACUAAUUUCCUCCUCAUAAUGUACAAUAUCUGUGUCUCCACACACCUAGGCUAUUGAUGUAUUCAAGAAAAGGACUCGUUCGUGCGAAAAGCCUAUCUCUCUGUUGUUUUACUUUGUAAAACAAUGUUGUUCGAUCAAUAGGCCUAUUUUGGAAGUUGAUAACAUAUUUGGUAGCCUACAGACAGAUUAGUCUGCUCUGCUUAGCAGAAUCCAUUUUCUUUCCAACUGGUGUUUUCCCGUGAUUGUAUAUGAAAUAUUGCGAAAGGCCUGUUUUGGCUGUAGUAUUCAGAAUUAUUUAGUUUUUUUCCGAACAGACCGCAGUAAUUUUAUAACUUCGGCAAAUGUAUUUCAAUCAGAGGUGUUGCAGCACCUCCAGCACCCUUCCUGUGGCUAUGAUUCUGUAAGGAAAAAGGUGAAGUGCAACGCUGGAGAGAUCAGUUGCAGGCUCAUGUCUAUUUGAGCGGAGAGAGAUCAUAGAAAGUGAAUAUCAUUCUAGUUCUGUGAGAUACAGGAGCGCUUCUCUCUCACCACAGCAAUGGCCACGCGUUGGUUUAUAGACUACAAUGUUGCACAAACCAUAAACCCGGGUUGGCCCAACACUAAUCAAUUCUUAGAAUAUUUUCACAUUAAAUUUCUUAGGGGGAAGGAGAAUUACAGAGGAGGCAAAAUUGAAUUAACUCUGAUUUUAUUAGAAUUUUUACAUUACAUACAGUGAAAAUGAAUGUUCAUGCCACGAGAGGUACCGGCUCCUGGCAAAUGGGUUCCGGAACGAAACAGUCCAAAAUUGAGAGGUGACGCAUCCUGUUCCCUCAGGAUCCGGCUCAAAUUAAGCACUGUUGGUAGCAGAACCGAUCAAAAUAUGAAUUUCAUCUGCAAGAUGGACAAAUAUAGUAGUAUUAUUCUGUCCUGUCAGACAGUAGCGGAAGCUGUCAGUCUGUCUCUGGCAGUGCUCAUGUUUCCUCCUCUCUCUUGGCCCAGGUUUCUGUGUUAAUACAGGAUUAGCAUCCCGGCAGGAGAGAGUUGCCCUUAGGGUUAUUUAUGGACUAACUUUAUAUUAAAAACCACAACCCCUAUGGGUUUCUAUUGGAUUCUGUCUGGGCUGUAUGUCAGAUUACAUGGUGUAAGAGGGGUAAAGCUGGGUAAAAGGAGUCCAGGCUCUGGGUUGUUAGGUCUGUAGUGUGAGAGAGAGACGCACACUUAGAGGUCUAAGGGGUCAGGCAGUUCAUCACUGUAGCUCUAUCAUGUUUUCUGAGGUGAGGCAGGUGGUGGCAUUGAGGACCAGGUGAGGCCAUCUCUUAAUCUCAAAUCAGAUAAAUCAGAUUUACCUUGCCAAGGAGACCCCCCCCCCCCCCCCCCCCCCCCCGAGUCAAUGUCACCUCACCUGUGUAGACCUAGGGCCCGCUUAGACCCUGCUGUCCUUGUCGGGGCAGCCAGGAUGGGUAAAUAGUCCUGGGGUCAGAUGGGGCUGGAUUACGAGGUCAGCAGCCAGCCGUGACACAGGAGAUCACCGCGGGUCCAGUCCAGGGGAUUUGGUCUGAUUGAAUGUGUGGGAUAGCGGAGGAGGGAUCAGAGGAUGGGACUUAACGCUUACGCUGCUCUCACCAGGAAGAGCUUUGUCAGUCUCUCCUCUUCACUCAGAGCGGGAGAGUCUGCUGUAUGCCAUGGCUGGCAGGCUGACGACCAUGUGAAAGCGGAGAGUAUUUUGUGUUUAGGGUCUGUAAGGAGCAAUUUUGAGUGUUGGACUAAACUGUGAGUUUAUUGCACUGUUCCUAUCACAGAGAUGGAGAGAGCAUUUUCUCUGUGCCAUGGCUGGCAAGCUGACGACUACAAGGGGUCUAUCUGAGUGCGUUUCUCUGUUGGACCGAACCAUCCUCUCAGGUCAUCACCAUGAAGGACCCAUGCCGCGUAUGCGGCGUUCGCCUCAUUGGCAGUCAGUGCCGCUGGAUCUUCAACCCGUCGGGCAAGCGGCAGCUCCAGGUCAUCCUGUCCCACGUGCUGGGGCGCCAGGUCGACCGCGACCCUGAUGGCCAGGCGUCAGAGUUCCUGUGCGGCAAAUGCGUGUUCAAGCUGGAACGCGUAGUGCAGUGCGACGUGCAGAUUGGCAGGCUGCAGGAGGAGCAUGCUGCCCAGGUGCAGCGGUUGCAACAGGAGAGGGAGAAUCUGAAGCAGUGUGUGGCCCACGUCUACGGACGCCACAACCCCCUGCCAGAGAGGCCCGAUGUGGGGGAGGUGAGCACCGUUAUGACCCCCCUCUGGAGGUCCUCUGAAGGUGGAAGCCCUGAUGAGUGCGGGGGAGGACAGCUUACGUCCGAAGGGCAGAGGAAGGAAGAUGGAGGGGAGGGGGAUGGGCGGGUGAGGCAUUCUGUGAGUAUGGACCUCCUGGGUGGACCGGGUGGUCCAGUGGGAGCUGCAGGUCGGUCAAGCUCAGCCCUCAGGAGGGUGCAGUCCAGUGGGGAUCCCUGCCCGGCAUGCCCGGUGAAGAACCCUGGGCUCCAGUCAGCGCGGCUCCGCUCCAGGAGCAUGAUGUACUUGGACCUGGUCUACCGCAAAGGCACCCUCUCCGGCUCCAGGCUCCGCUCGGCCUCGCUUCAGUCCCUCAACCCUGACCACCCUCACCAGACAGAACCCCUGGGCCCCCUGUCACAGAGACUGUGCAGAGAGUCAAAGAUAUCAGUGAGGGAACACUCUCAUUCAGUGGACCAUGCUACCACCAUCACCACCAGACUCCAGAGAGGGCACUCCCCUGCCCAGCCUCCCAUCUCCGACCUGCUGCUGCUGCUGCGCUCCAUCCCUAGAAAUCCAAUCCCAGGGACCCCCGGGAGCCGCAUCCCCGUCCUGUGGAGGAGGCCCAGGGUGGGACAGCCACUCUCCCCAGGACGCAGCAUCACCCCUGGGGCCCGACGCAAGGAGGCUGAGUGGAAGUCCCUCCAGGACGUCACAGAGGAGUUUAAUGACGGUUACAUGCCUCUCAGAGCUGAGGUAGUCUAGUCAUCUCACCUCAGACCGAUCCUCUGUAGAGAACUUGGAAGGCAAUUGAAAUGUAUCUUUAGACUGAAUUUGGAUAAUUAUUUAACUAAUAAAGAUCAAUCGGUUGUGAGGUUGGAUAUCGCGACAGUAAAAGUGUCAAUUUUUGUUGAUAAUGGGGAAUAAAGUAUCUGUUUUAAUAAAUCAAUUAAUCAAAGGGAUUCACAGGCUUUUCUGCCCAUGUGACAGUUUUCCUUCCCCUUUGUUAACCAGUUGACCUCCUUUUCCUUUCUUAGCCAACUCAUCCUCUUUGUUGACUAAUUUCCCAGAAUUGUGUGUUUCCCUUCCCCAGGGUUUCACUGAGCAGCUGAAUGAGGUGAGCAGGCUGGAGACAGCCCAGAGGCAGCUGAGUGAGGAGAUGAACCAGUUCAGAGCAACCAACCAGAACCUCUCCAAGACCCUGGAGGACAUCCAGAAUAAUAACAAGGUGAUUUGGGGGGAAAGAGAAAAUGGGGAGCAAAUAGUUUUUGUGUUAUAGAUAUAUACAGCUGCGGAAAAAAUUAAGAGACCACUGCAAAAUUAUCAGUUUCUCUGGUUUUACUAUUUAUAGGUAUGUGUUUGGGUAAAAAUAACAUUUUUGUUUUAUUCUAUAAACUACUGACAAUAUUUCUCCCAAAUUCCAAAAAAAAAAUUGUCAUUUAGAGCAUAUAUUUGCAGAAAAUGACAACUGGUCAAAAUAACAAAAAAGAUGCAGUGUUGUCAGACCUCGAAUAAUGCAAAGAAAAUAAGUUCAUGUUAAUUUUUAAACAACACAAUAGUAAUGUUUUAAUUUAGGAAGAGUUCAUAAAUCAAUAUUUGGUGGAAUAACCCUGAUUUUCAAUCACAGCUUUCAUGCGUCUUGGCAUGCUCUCCACUAGUCUUUCACAUUGAUGUUGGGUGACUUUAUGCCACUCCUGGCGCAAAUAUUCAAGCAGCUCGGCUCUGUUUGAUGGCUUGUGACCAUCCAUCUUCCUCUUGAUCACAUUCCAGAAGUUUUCAAUGGAGUUCAGGUCUGGAAAUUGGGCUGGCCAUGACAGGGUCUUGAUCUGGUGGUCCUCCAUCCACAACCUUCAUUGACCUGGCUGUGUGGCAUGGCGCAUUAUCCUGCUGGAAAAACCAAUCCUCAGAGUUGGGGAACAAUGUCAGAGCAAAAGGAAGCACGUUUUCUUCCAGGACAACCUUGUACGUGGCUUGAUUCAUGCGUCCUUCACAAAGACAAAUCUGCCCGAUUCCAGCCUUGCUGAAGCACCCCCAGAUCAUCACCGGUCAUCCCGGUCAGUAGAGAGUCGUUUUCGCCCUCUGCCGGUCUGUAGCUUUGUUGUCCCCAAUGUCUGCUGCUUGACCGUCUUUGAAAUUAAGGAUGGAAGCAACCUGACGCUCACUGUAUCCCUCUGCCAGUAAAGCCAGAAUUGAACCUUUAUUUUCCUCACUCAAAACUUUCCUUUUCAACUCUUUUGGCAUGGUCAAUAGUUAUUUUUUGAUUUAAUAUUACUUUUGAGGUACUAUUAGCACUGUUUUUGCCAUCCAGCUGGUCCUAUUGCAAGAGGAUAGUGAUGACCACAGCAGUGUUUUUUAUACUUUUCCUCGUUAAAUAAGAUUUGGUUCAGGUGAUCACCUAAUCAGUACCUAAUUCAGUAGAAUGAGGUGUGCCUGUGUUGGAAUUCAACAGACACUGGAAUGGAAUGGCUGUCAUACAUGUAGAGAUGCUGAUUUAAGAAAAGUUUGCAGUGGUCUUAAUUUUUUCCAGAGCUGUAUAUAUGCAUGCAUGCAUGCCUGCAUACAGUACCAGUCAAAAGUUUGGACACCUACUCAUUCAAGGGUUUUUAUUUUUACUAUUUUCUACAUUGUAGGAAAGUAGUGAAGACAUCAAAACUAUGAAAUAUCACAUAUGGAAUCAUGUAGUGACCAAAAAAGUCUUAAACAAAUCAAAAUAUAUUUUAUAUUUGAGAUUCUUCAAAUAUCCACCCUUUGCCUUGAUGACAGCUUUGCACACUCUUGGCAUUCUCUCAACCAGCUUCACAUGGAAUGCUUUUCAAACAGUCUUGAAGGAGUUCCCACAUAUGCUGAGCACUUGUUGGCUGCUUUUCCUUCACUCUGUGGUCCAACUCAUCCCAAACCAUCGCAAUUGGGUUGAGGUCGGGGGAUUGUGGAGGCCAGGUCAUCUGAUGCAGCGCUCCAUCACUCUCCUUCUUGGUAAAAUAGCCCUUACACAGCCUGGAGGUCUGUUGGGUCAUUGCAUUGUCCUGUUGAAAAAGAAAUUAUAGUCCCACUAAGCCCAAACCAGAUGGGAUGGCGUAUAGCUGCAGAAUGCUGUGGUAGCCAUGCUGGUUAAGUGUGCCUUGAAUUCUAAAUAAAUCACAGACCGUGUCACCAGCAAAGCACCCCCACACCAUAACACCUCCUCCUCCAUGCUUUACAGGCAGCUUAAUUAAAUAGUACCUGCAAAACACCAGUCUCAACGUCAACAGUGAAGAGGCGACUCCGGGAUGCUGACCUUCUAGGCAGAGUUGCAAAGAAAUAUGAGAAAUGGCUUUUUCUUUGCAACUCUGCCUAGGUCAGCAUCCCGGAGUCGCCUCUUCACUGUUGACGUUGAGACUGGUGUUUUGCGGGUACUAUUUAUUUGAGCCUGUAAUCGAACCCACAAUUGCUGAUGCUCCAGAUACUCAGCUAGUCUCUUUUAUUGCUUCUUUAAUCAGCACAACAGUUUUCAGCUGUGCUAACAUAAUUGCAAAAUGGUUUUCUAAUGAUCAAUUAGCCUUUUAAAAUGAUAAACUUGAUUUAGCAAACACAAAAUGCCAUUGGAACACAGGACUGAUUGUUGCUGAUAAUGGGCCUCUGUAUGCCUAUGUAGAUAUGUUUCCAGCUACAAUAGCCAUUUACAACAUUAACAAUGUCUACACUGUAUUUCUGAUCAAUUUGAUGUUAUUGUAAUGGACAAAGAAAUUGCUUUUCUUUCGAAAACAAGGACAUUUCUAAGUGACCCCAAACUUUUGAACGUUUGUAUGUGUAUAUAUAUAUAUAUAUAUACAUACAUACAUACAUACAUACAUACAUACAUACAUACAUACAUACAUACAUACAUACAUACAUACAUACAUACAUACAUACAUACAUACAUAUACACACACACCGGUAAAUGUUUUCAUCAUGGAAUUUUCACCAUUUUCAAAUGAAUACACCUAGACAAUCCUUUCAGUUCUACAGAAAUGGCUGUGGGGUAGGAGCACUUAUUAAGGGUGGAUUCAAAAUGUACCAUUUUGAUUCAUCUAACAUGUCAGAGGUAAAUUAAUUGACUGCGUUGUUGUGUCUACUUAAUCAUAUGCAAUUUAGCAGACGCUUUUAUGUAAAGCGACUGUUAGUCAUGUGUGCAUACAUUUUACGUAUGGGUGGCCCUGGGAAUCGAACCCACAAUCUUGGCAUGCAAGCGCCAUUCUCUACUGACCUGAGCUAUAGAGGACCACAAGUGACCACUUGUUUUUUUGUUAUUUUUUAAAGGCGCUGUCUGGUAAGCUGGAGGAGACUGAAAACCAGCUGAGCUCAGAGAAGAAGAACGCUCUGAAACGAGACAAAACCAUCCAGGGACUCACUCUGGUGCUCAAAGAAAAGGAAAAAGAGGUGCGGUUGAUUUUAUAUUAUUCACACAGCAUUUUACACUGAAUUAAAUGUUGACAAUGAUAACCUAAUUUGAUAUCAUACUGUUAUAACCAACCUUUGUUGACCCACGAAAAUGAUGUUGCCUCAUAUGCUAUGCCAUCUCUGUGCUACGCAGACUGAGGGCUUAUGUAACAUUGUCACACCAACCCGUCUAUCUCUGUCUGUGUGUUCCAGAUUGAAGAGCUGUGCCAUGAGAUUGAGGACAGGGACGAGGCUUUAGCCAAAGCCAGGGAGGCAGCGCACAAAGCCCAGCUCCAGAAAUACCAGGCAAGUCAGAUCAGACACAGCAUUGGCCGCGUUCCAGGUCCAAUACAUUGGAGUCGCGCUGCAUGCAUCAACCAAUUGCUGUGUGCCAUGUCAUUCACUGCGCAGUCGGGAAUCUAAGUGCUAUUUCAUAUGAUGUUAUUAGCUAAACACUAUUAAAGGUGAUGUGAGAUCUGGCAGGCAGCUGCAAUGUCUAUCUACUCUGCUGUAGUGCUGUAAUGUGUGUAUCUGUGCGUGUUUGCCAGAGGUCACAUGAAUACAGACUUCUGCGUUGCACGCACAAGCAAACACGCACUCAAAAGACAAAAAUAAGUCUCCUGCUUCUCUAACUAUAUCCAUAUCCAUGCUUUCCCCCCAGGGUGCGGAGGAGCACCAGUCUCUGCUGAUGGAGAAGCAGGCGGAGCUGUCCCAGCUCCAGGGGGAGCACCACACCAAGCUGCUGGAGGCCCUGAAGCUGCAGCGCUCCCUGGGCAGGAGGGAGCAGGAGCUGGCUGAUCUGCAGCAGGCCAAGGAGCAACUGGACCAGGAGCUGGAGGAGCUGCAGCAGCAGAAGAAGAAGGGGGACAAGGCCCUCAAUGUAAGGCCACAGGAGGAAUAUCUAUUGUUGGGCUGGGAAUUGCCAGGGACCUCACUAUACGGUAUUAUCACGAUAUCUAGGUGCUGAUACUAUAUGUAUUGCGAUUCUCAAGAUUCUAUACGUAUUGUGAUUAGAAACUAAGAUUUUAUUGUGCUUUGAUGUUCCAAACAUAUUGCUCACUAUAUGUCUGCUGCAGAGAGACGAGAGAGCAUGAGAAAACUAGUUUUGAUCAGUCAGGGAAAUAAUGUUGAAAACAUGUUGGCUCACUAUUUAAAAAGAAGAUGGAGAACAAGCUAUAUAGCAGGGGUUCCUAACUGGCGGCCCCCGGGUGGUUUUAUUUGGCCUUCAAGUAAAUAAUGUAUAAAAAUAAAUGUUCAUUGUUGGACAUAAAAGACUGUAAAAACACCUCCAAGUGAUAUUCAUUUUGAAAAUCUGUUCCCAAGUAUUUCCACAUAUAAUAGAGAAGUUAUCGUAUGCAACUGUAAGCAAGGUUUUAAAUGAUUAUGUUUUAGUCAAAUAUUAGCUGUUUGGGUAGUCAACAAAUUAUUUGUAAUUAUGUUCUGGCCCCCCAACCAUCCGCUCAAGAAAAAAUCGUCCCAUGGCUGAAUCUAGUUGAUGAUCCCUGAGCUAUAGGAUGAAAAAUUCAGGAGUUUUAGCAUAUAUAUAGCCGACUAACGCUACCUUCAGUAGCAAUAAUAAGAAAAUGAAAAACGAUAUACCAAUAUCCAUUCACAGACCGAUUUGUAUUUUUGCUUUACCUUCUAUAGCAGUAUUUUCAUGUUUGAUUUGUUACAUUAAAUAAUUCAUUAAUGACAACAACAACAAAAAGAUCAGUCAUCCGUUUUUAUUGCCAGUAAGAAACUACUAACAGCUGAGAACUAAAGGCUAACUUGCUAGCACAACAAGUCAACAACUUUGGGAGGGCAACAUUGCCAAAUAGACUCCUGGAAAUUGUCAGACUGCAAUUAAAACCCGAAAAUGCACAAUGAAAAAGGAUAAUUAUUCUGUCAAGGAAUAAAUAGAAGCAUACUAAGACAGGAAAAAACAUGACUCAGUGUGUAAAUGAUAACAAAUUAAUGCAGGAAAUAAAGAAAUUGAUCAAAAUGCUGGAAGUGAGUGUUGGAAUUCAACAAAUAACUUUGCAAAUGGCAACCAUUGGUCGAGUACCAGAGUUAGAGGCUGCAAAAUAGGAUUUUGAUUCCUAUGCAAUGUUCUACAAAGACCACUGUCAAUUUUGUCCUAUUAUUUUUGGUUGAAGUUUGGUUGAACAGUAUAAUGCAAUGCAAUCAGAAUGGAGAAAGCCCAUUUUAUUAAACCACUUAGAAUUAAUUUGUUGCCAUCCUAGGGUCAUGCACUACCCAUAAAGCAUAUUUAGAACUUUUAUUAUUCAGAAGCGUCAAAAAUGAGAAAAAUACCGCGAUAUGGUAUUUUGGCCAGAUCGCCCAGCACGUCUUUGUUGUGUGGAAAAGCUUUGAUAUUGGCAAUGGGCAAGCUGGGAGCAGGUAUAAAAGUUAUCUUAUUUAACCUGUUCUGUAGGUUUACUACGGUUGCAAGUUUUACUACCAUGUAACUAUGUGGUUUUAGCCACACAUAAUAGAAUGCAGAAUGUAUUCCCCAAAGCCAUCAAUUUGCCCUAAAGAUGAGGGCAACUUUAUUUUCUGGGCUUUUGCUAACCACAUGACCCAACCAUCAAUAAACUCCCGACCCUACCUAUAAUCAAUGUACCCUAUGAGCACAAGAUGUUGAAAACUUUUGCACUCCCUCCUAGUCAGUGUCCUAUCUCUGCCAUGCAGGAGGUGCAGAACCAGCUAAAGAAGCUGAGUGGGGAGCUGGGCGAGAGGGAGAGCAGCCUGGAGCAGCAGUACCAGGAGCAGCUGGAACAGACAAAGAGGAGGCUGCAGAGUCACGAGAUCACCAUCCAGCGCCUCACCACCUGCCUGGCCGACAAGGAGCAGCAGCUACAGGUAGAUAGUCUGAGAGCUCAAGAAACUAAAAGUGAAACCAUAGAAAUUGAAUCUAUGGAAGGGAACUUAGAGUAUCGAACACUGCCAAUUUGGGGAGGCCUGUUCUAUAUGUUCCUUUUCUAUGGGUGGAACUAGGUAAAUAUGGUGUACGGGAACUGGGAAAAACUCAUGUUCUCUUCCUUUCUCUGUUUUUCUUUUCUUUCUGUCCCUCUAUUCGAUCUUGUUCUUUCUCUUGCUUUCGCUCUUUUUUUCUCCCUAACUCUCCCUCCUAUCUCUGUCUAUGCCUCUCUUAUCUCUCUCUCUUCUCCCUCUCUCAGGAGUACAUGAACAUGAUGAGAGACAUGGAGCAGAGCAGAAGUCCUGAGGAAAGCGACACCAUGCUGUCAAAGCUGCGAGAACGACUGAAAGAAAAAGAGAAGGCUCUGGAGGUGGGCUUUCUAUCAAUACUCCCUAGCUCUCUUUCUCUCCGUCUCUCUGGCUUUCUAUCAAUACUCCCUAGCUCUCUUUCUCUCCGUCUCUCUGGCUUUCUAUCAAUACUCUCUAGCUCUCUUUCUCUCCGUCUCUCUGGCUUUCUAUCAAUACUCCCUAGCUCUCUUUCUCUCCGUCUCUCUGGCUUUCUAUCAAUACUCUCUAGCUCUCUUUCUCUCCGUCUCUCUGGCUUUCUAUCAAUACUCUCUAGCUCUCUUUCUCUCCGUCUCUCUGGCUUUCUAUCAAUACUCUCUAGCUCUCUUUCUCUCCGUCUCUCUGGCUUUCUAUCAAUACUCCCUAGCUCUCUUUCUCUCCGUCUCUCUGGCUUUCUAUCAAUACUCUCUAGCUCUCUUUCUCUCCGUCUCUCUGGCUUUCUAUCAAUGUUUGAAAAUAAAAUAUUUCUCUCUAGCUCUCUUUCUCUCAGUCUCUCAAUUCAAUUGCUUUAUUGGCAUGAUGUAAAAAUGCCAAAGCGUACUUUGGAAAUGGAAUGAUUCAUUAACAACAUGAAGACUGUCACAAACAGGACAAUGUCACUCUGAUCUGAUGAAGAAAAUUGUAAGCCUUUGGUCUUUAAUGUCAACGUCCUGUAUGGCUCCUCCACAGCAAGCGCUGGAUGAGAAGUUUGCGGCACUAGAAGAGAAAGACAACGAGAUCCACCAGCUACACCUGUCACUCAGGGAGAAGGAGAGGGACCUGGAGAGACUCAACAACCUGCUGUCUCACAAUGAGGACACCAUCAAUGUAAGGCACCAUGAUCACCCCACCAGCGUUGGGGUCAAUUCAAUUUCAAUUCAGUCAAUUUAGGGAUUCAACAGAAAUGUUAACUCCUCCAAUUUCCCUCAUUGCUUUUCAAUGAGGAGAAUUGGAAUUUCAAUUUACUUAAUAAAUUGACUGAAUUGAAAUAGAAUUGACACCAACCCUGCAUGUCUUAUUUAAUAAAGUCACACACUAGCUCCUAUAUAGGGUUGUUGCAAGGACUGCUAGGCUAAACAUCAUGUUGAAUGGAGAGUCUACAACACUGGUCUUACACACUCACUCGCUCCCUGCAGAGUUUUGACACGUUGAUCAAGGAGAAGGACGUGGAGCUGCAGCACCUGGCCAACACCCUGAAGAACCUGCAGCGGGCCAAGCAGGAUGUGGAGGACAACCUGAACCGAGCCUGCAGGGAGAAGGACUCCAUCAUCAGUCAGCUGCAGCUCUCCCUGGAGGGCAAGACCAAGGACAUGGAGGUAGGAAGACGCAGUACUUUCUCCUUUUUUAAGGGUCUGGGACCUGGUCUGGGACCUGGUCAAGCUGACACUCACAAAACAUUACCUGAACAUAAAGACUCUUACAACACAGGCUUCAAUACUCACAAAACACUGACAUCAUUCACCAAACACACUGUCGUUCAAUAAUAUACUGAUUUUUAUAUAAUAUUGACCUAGUAUCUCUUGGAAAAGAGGUUAAUCCCAGAAAGUUAAAGCUGGAUAAGUAAAGAUUGACAAAAAUAACAAACCUCUUUUUUCUUUUGCUCGCUCUCUCUGUGUCUCUCUCUCGCUCUCUCUCUGUCUCUCUCUCUGUCUCUGUGUGUCUCUGUCUCUGUGUGUCUCUCUGUGUGUCUCUCUCUGUCUCUCUGUGUCUCUCUAUCUCUCUGUGUCUCUCUCCAUCUCUCUGUGUCUCUCUAUCUCUCUGUGUCUCUCUCUCUCUCUGUGUCUCUCUCUCUCUGUGUCUCUCUCUCUAUCUAUCUAUCUCUCUAUCUAUCUAUAUAUCUCUCUCUGUCUGUGUGUAGGCGAUGGCGAGUGCCCUGCUGAGCCAAUCCCAGUCUCAGGCCCGUGACCUUGCGGAACAGAUGGGUCAGAGGUUAAAGGUGGCAGAGGCCAUGCUGGUGGACGCAGUCAAGGCCCGUGAGAGGCUGGUGGCGGACAACGAGAGCGCCGUGGAGGGCCUGCUGGCCACAAUCAGCAGCAAGGACCAGCUGCUCAAGGUACACACACACACACACACACACACACACACACACACACACACACACACACACACACUGGAGGCAUUUUUACUGGUUGAUUUAUCCUGAUGAGAAAGUCUCUGUCUAAUAACAUCCACACUCGCAUUCUAUUCGUCUUAACGUUGUAAUAUUUUUACAGGAGGUUUAGCUUUUAUGAUCUCAUGUUUUCUCUCCUGUCCCUCCAGGAGUCAGCGGAGCACUAUAACAGGACGCUGUCUGAGCGCAUCCAGGAGAUCCAGGAGCUGAGGCGACAGCUGUGUACCCGGCAGCAGCAGCUGGCCUCUGCCGAGAAACUUAGUUCCACGGCAACACAGGAGGGUUACCUGGAGAUGGCCGAGCUCCGGGUCCUGCUGACCGAGAAGGAAUCUAUCAUCAAUGUGAGUUUGGACCAAGGGAGUUAUUUGGAUAGGUGCAAAGUACACUACUAUUUUGUAAAGUGUGGGGGUGUUUUUGAUAGUUUAGGAUUUAGAUGACGGAUGGCUACAAUAUGUGCAGGAUUUUGCUCCAGCCCAGCUCUAACGCACCUCACAAGUUAAAAAAUAAGAUAAAAAUGCUUUGGUCAAAAUGGAAGACCGUUUGGUUAUUUUUGUGUUAAAGUACACUACUAUUUUGUAAAGUGUGGGGGUGUUUUUGAUAGUUUAGGAUUUAGAUGACGGAUGGCUACAAUAUGUGCAGGAUUUUGCUCCAGCCCAGCUCUAACGCACCUCACAAGUUAAAAAAUAAGAUAAAAAUGCUUUGGUCAAAAUGGAAGACCGUUUGGUUAUUUUUGUGUUAAUGCUGGGCUAGAACAAAACCUGCACACAGCAUUGGCCAUCUUGAUUUCUCUUGUAAUAUUUGCUCUUGGUAGAAUAACGUUGAAUAAAGUUAAUUGCAAGGUUAUGCACUAGAGAGCUCCAGUGUGUUAAACUUUUGAUUUAAUCUGCCAGAAACUUCUGGAGCGUGGCCAGGAGAGGGACCAGUUCCUGGCUGAGUUGAGGCAGAAGGAACCUGCACCGUCCCAGGUGCUGGAGCUCAGACAGACCAUCAAGGUGCUCCAGGAGAGACUGGACGAGUGGGAAGGUGAGAGGCUUUACCUCUUAAAGCAGCAAGCUGUGCUAAACAGUUUGGCAUGGCAAUGAGUUGGCCGAAGUACAAACUGUCAAACUGACCCCACUAAUCCUCUACUGGUUUUGUUCCCUCUGUAGGUGACCUCUCCAAGAGGAACAACAAUGAAGACAGCAUGGAAAAGGUCCCUCUCGUCAAGAAGACUGUGGUCAUCCUGAAGAAGGAGUUGUCUCAGAAGACUGAGGCUCUCAACAAGGCUCUGAAGAAGCAGAACGAGCUCCAGGUGAGAACAGUACAUACUGCAGCCUUGCAGGUAGCCUAGUGGUUAAGAGUAUUGGGCCAGUAACCGAAAGGUCGCUGAUUCGAAUCCCCGCAUGGCAGUUAACUCUCAACAACUGCUCCCCGGGAGCCGAUGAAGUGGACGUCGAUUAAGGCACCCCCUUAAAUGCGGAAGACACAUUUCGGUUGAAUGCAUUCAGUUGUGCAACUGACUAGGUAUCCCCUUUCCCAUUUACUCUGACUGAGGAGUAAGAAAGUUAAUCACUUUCACUUUCUUGAUUCUUUGUUGGUUUGUCAUUGUGUUAAAACAUUUUUCUUUGCUCUUGGUCAUAUAUAACCUCUGGGCACAUCUCAGAAUCAUAAAAUUAUUCUCCACAAGUCCAAAUCCUGACUAUUAGGUGGAUAAUCAAAAUGGACCGUAGGUCAAUGUCUUCAUUCCAUCCCAUUGUUCUCCUGUGUUCCAGAUGUCCCUGGCUGAUCUCCAGUUAGUGUUGUCUGAGCUGGAGGGGCGUAUCGAGGGCCAGGCGGCCAGCAUAGACUCCCUCACCACAACCCUGGAGACCAAGGACGAGAUUAUAAACGUGAGUGGAUGGCCAGUGGCCUCCUCACACUGCUACUAAUCUACACAGACACUCAUACACACAGGAGGUUACCUGGUGCCAUUUGGUUUCAUGGGUAGAUUGCACAGGGUUAAUCAACCUGGCUGACAUUGAACUGAUUUUGGCCAUCACCACCUUUGCUACUCUUGAGCGUGGCUCAGUUGAAACAAUCUACUGCAGUCAUUGUAAAUUACGAAAGGAAAUGAACACAUCUGAGCGAUACAUUCACUUCAAUACAUUUGUUUUUUUAAACCUUUCGAGGGCACUUUUUCAUUUGCUGUAACUAGUUUCCCUCAAAGUCUCUCUGCUGUGUGUGUGUGCUGACAGGACCUCCACCAGCGUCUGGGCCAAAGAGGGGACAGUCAGACCCGGGAGCCCCAGGACCAGGCUGCCGAAGCAUGGGUGGAGCGCUCGCUCCCUGGCCUCCCUCAGAGGGAGAGGACCAUCAUCGGGGGUGACAGCCAGCAAGAGGUAGCACCACGCAAAAGCAAGCCCUGCCUGAAACGUAUUUAUGAGCUGUAGUGUGCCAUCGAUCUUCAGAAAAAACAGCCAUGUCUGAAUGUACCAUAGUCGAGUGUUAAAUCAAAAAAUGAAUAAAGUCACAACCUUUUGUGAUGUCUGGUUUAAUUGUGUGAAAAUAAAGUUUUCAACAACAACACAAUAAAGUCACAAUUUGAAAAGGCUCACUUUUUCGUCUGCAUGUCAAAACUGUCAAGCAUGAGAAUAAACCCACCGUGACCUGGUUCCUGUUCACUAGGCACCAAAACUGACUGUCACAUGGCGGGGCUACCUGGACCUGUCCAAUAACGAUCACUCAUUUUCGUUUUCCGUUGCGAAACGUUUUAAACCAUCUCCAAUUGCAUGCACAAUGAAUAUGACCCUUGUACAGCUACUGAUUGAGUGGCAUCUGACCUUUGACCUGUGCCCCCCUCCCCCCUCCCUCCCUCCCCAGGUCCUGCCCUUGUUGGCUGACCUGCAGGUGGAGCACCGCUCUUUGAACCGAGCCCUGAGGGCUGAGCAGCAGCUCUACUCCAGCUUGGUUCGCACCGUUAAAGAACAGGACAGGUAUCGGGACGAUUAUCACAGAUUGGAUUUAUUCCACAUCAUAUUCUAUUGACAUGUAAUUGAAAUAGUCUUACCAAAGUCCUUUUUUAUACACUUUGGUUGGUGUGGCUUUCAAAAGGGUUUAUUUUUUUGUUGCAAUAGCCAGUAUCUCCAUAGAUAGAUAUUGUCUACUGGUACCCCGUGUAUACAGCCAAGUUAUCUUUACUCAUUGUGUAUUUAUUCCUCAUGUUAUUAUUUUUCCCCUCUGCAUUGUUGUGAAGGGCCCGUAAGCAAGCAUUUCACUGUUAGUCUACACCUGUUGUUUACAAAGCAUGUGACAAAUAAAAUGUGAUUUGUCUACUUACGUAUGUAUAUAUGUGGAAUAGUAAUGUAUACAUUGUGUUUUGUUUUGCAGUGCCCAGCGUCUUCACGCCCUCCAGAUGGAGCUGACGGCGGUGACGCUCCUCAGACAGCAGCUGGAAGAGGGAAUCCGGAGCAACGAGGAGCUCCGAGAAGACCUGGAAAGGGAGAUCGCCAGAGCCAAGCUCUCAAGAGCAGGUGCAGUAGUAGUACACAGAAGAGGAGGGGGAGACUAGAGAGGGGGGGAAGAAUGAAGGGAACUAGGAAGGGCACAGAAGGAGGGGGAGACUAGAGAGGGGGGGAAGAAUGAAGGGAACUAGGAAGGGCACAGAAGAGGAGGGGGAGACUAGAGAGGGGGGGAAGAAUGAAGGGAACUAGGAAGGGCACAGAAGGAGGGGGAGACUAGAGAGGGGGGGAAGAAUGAAGGGAACUAGGAAGGGCACAGAAGGAGGGGGAGACUAGAGAGGGAGGAGGGGUUCUGAUCCUUUGUUUCCUAAACUAGACAGCUGGCCGAAACUCAGCUGUGAAUGAACAAUGUAUAUAUUGAGUUGAGGAAGUAGAGACCCACUAUACUAUUUUAAAAUGUCCAAUACUAACAUUGAUUUAUGGUACUUUUAUAGGAAGUUAUGCAUGCUCUCUUAGAAAGAGGGAGAGGCGCACACACACACACACACACACACACACCCUAUCAACCAUGGUCAGUUUUGUUGCUGCAUGUUCUAACACUGCCUGGGGUUGCCAAGCCUGCUGUCCACCUGGUCAUUUUUAAUCUCUGUUUGCUCUCUUCUGUUCACUGUCAUCCUCCCCAUCUGCAUGUCUAAAACAAAACCGCAAUAGCCUACUUUCUUUCUUUGCCUCUGUUAAUGUCACCACUAGUACCUCCUAUAAACUCAUCCUCUCACCUGUAAAGUCAUUUCCUUUGUCCUGGUUAUGAGCUACUCUGCACAAUAAAACAUAAUGCAUGUUGUCUGUCUGUCCAUCUGUCUUUCUCACUCACAGCUUACCUUGACUCAUUUGCUUAUCUUCUACUUUUUAAUUUUGUUUUUGUUUAUCCAUUAAAAAGCCAUGUCUGUCUCGUUGCAUCACUUCACUCGCAUAUCACAUGAAAUCAUUGUCCCUUAUCCAAUGUCUGCUCUAUUAGGAACUUAGCAGUUAGAACACGCACACACUCUUAUCAAGCCAUCUGUAAGCUGAUUCAAUUACAGCUUUUAUGCCAUUACAAAAUCUACAGGGUUGGGGCAGUUACAGAGCAUACCUCUGUGGCUGCUUCCCUGUUCUCUACCCUUCUUCCAAAGUGUGCACUUGCUUGUGAAGUGUGCAUUCGCUUCAACCAUGUUACCCAAGUUGUUUACAAAACAUAAACCGGUCAAUAGAAUCCUACAUGCUGAACUGAAUUCAACGACCAAGAGCGAUGGAAUGUCACUGUUUAGUAGUGCAAUGCUUCAGUGGAUGCAGUGUUAGGACACAUACCAAGAUAUAACCUGGAUUGAUGAUGCCAGGUGCCUGUGAGAGUGUAGAACUCUGUAUACGUGUGGCAGCAGAACUUGUGUGUGCGUACACGUGUGACAGUCUGAACCUGAAGAUUUAUUAAUCUAUGGUGCAACCUGUGUGUGCGUGCACCCAUCUGCAUUCCAGUUCAUACCUUCCCUCCCCUAUAAAGAGAGCCAGCUAUAUAAAUAUAGGUAAGAUGCCCUGGGCUCAUAUUUAAUGCUGCUCAGUAGAGGGAGGGGGGGAACUGCUCCUUAUAGUGGCUUUAUAUUUAUACUGAACACAAAUAUAAACGCUACAUGCAACAAUUGUAUUGAUUUUACGCAGUUACAGUUCAUAUGAGGAAAUCAGUCAAUUGAAAUAAAUAAAUUAGGUCCUAAUCUAAGAAUUUCACAUGACUGGGAAUACAGAUAUGCAUCUGUUGGUCACAAAAAAUGGGCCUCACAAUGGGCCUCAGGAUCUCGUCACGGUAUUUUUGUGUAUUCAAAUUGCCAUCGAUAAAAUGCAAUUGUGUUCGUUGUCCGUAGCUUAUGCCUGCCCAUACCAUAACCCCACCGCCACCAUGGGGCACUCUGUUCACAGCAUUGAAAUCAGCAACCCCCCCCCCCCCCGUCCCCCCCGUCCCGUCCCGUUCCACACACACAACGCCCUACACGUGGUCUGCGGUUGUGAUGCCGGUUGGACGUACUGCCAAAUUCUCUAAAACGACGUUGGAUGUGGCUUAUGGUAAAGAAAUGAACAUUCACUUCUCUGGCAACAGCUCUGGUGACCAAUUGCACGCUCCCUCAACUUGAGACAUCUGUGGCCUUGUGUUGUGACAAAACUGCAUGGUUUAGAGUGGCCUUUUAUUGUCCCCAGCACAAAGUACACCUGUGUAAUGAUCAUGCUGUUUAAAUCAGCUUCUUGAUAUGCCACACCUGUCAGGUGGAUGGAUGAUCUUGGCAAAGGAGAAAUGCUCACUAACAGGGAUGUAAACACAUUUCUGGGAUCUUUUAUUUCAGCUCAUGAAACAUGGGACCAACACUUUACAUGUUGCGUUUAUAUUUUUGUUCAGUAUACAUGAUACAUUUUAUUUUGGCCAUUAUUUAUAUUUUAUAUCACAGCAUUGUUGAAUAAUCAUUUCUGAUUGGCUAGAAGGGCAUUCUAGAAUGGACAUUAAAACCAGAUAAUGGGACAGUUGGAAAAGAUAUCGGGACACCUUGCAAUCAUGACGCAAAAUGCACCUACAUAUGCAGACCAUACUUGCUACAAAGCUAAAUCAACAACCACACAAACUGAAAUUGGAUACAUUGUAAGAGUGACUUGUACAUACACUGAAUGUACAAAACAUUAAGAACACCUGCUCUUUCCAGGACAGACUGAACAGGUAAAUCUCAAUAUUGGGAAGGCGUUCCUAAUGUUUGGUAUACUCAGUGUAUAUCUAUCUAGGUAGUUGAAUUCAGUACAGCAUGUAGAAUGAUUUGAAUGAACCUGUGUAUAUUAUGUAUUGUAAAGAACAUGGGUGCCCUUGAAGCAUUAUUCCACUGACUCAUUCCUUAUGUAACUCUACAUGCAGUGACUCAAACCCCAGGCUUUUGAGUGUUGAUAUUUCUGUUCUAUGCAUAGUUCACCUGUGCAUGAGGUUUCUAUUAAUGCUCGAUUAUGUGAUCUUGAUUUUUUAUUUUUUUAAACUAAAUAUACACUUCCAAAUGUAACACAGGAACUGGAAAGGGCAGAAGUUAAUGUUUGUUGCUCCCAGAGGUGAUCUUAAGCUAAGUGUGGUGACCCAACAUACAAGAUGAACAGAAGGUUUACUAAAGAUCACAUUUUGGAGUAGCAAACAGUGAACAUGCAUUUUUCUUACUUUUCAAGUAUUUCCCCCCACCUUUCUGAGAGUACAUUCAGUAGGUAAUGCUUUAUUAAUCUGUCUUGGUCUCUCUUGAACUAGGAAUCGCCCAAAUCAUGGGUCGGUGGGUUGCAGCCAGUCACUCUUAGUUUACAGUUAGAUAAAGACUAGAUUAUGGUUAGAAAUGUGACUCUCUUUUAGGGGACCAAGAAAAUUCACAUGGCUUUAAGAUGGGACACAAUGCAAAAACAUCUGUGGUGUAUUCGUUAGCACACACCGUAGCAAAACGUUUCAAGAUGUUGUAAAGUCCAGGCAGUCCCUAGUCUUCCGUUUGGUGCCUAAACACCCUUAGCAGAGUUUGCCAACUACCGGAUGUAUCCGGUUUUCAUGGAUACAGCUAAUUCAACCUAGCUUCCUUUUCCACUAAAAACCGGAUGUGGGAACUCUGCUCAGGCGUUUUCUUUUACGCCUGCUACGUCAGGUUAGUGCCUAAAGAACACCCUGGUCCUCCGUCUGUCUCUAACCCACUCAUGUCUCUCUGCAGGCCGUGAGGGCCAGGGCGAGGGCCACGUUGACCCCAGGGAGCUGCAGAGUGUCAGGCAUCAGCUGGAGGACGCCCAGCGCUGGAACGCCUCCCUGCAGGCCCGCCUCGGAGCCAUCCAGAACCGCGGGGGAGGGGUGGGCGCCACCAACGACACUGGUGAGAACCAGGAUACUGUACUAUCGCAUCAUCACAAACCCUGACAAUGUCUCAGCACAUUGACAAGCACAGUAGAGCCGGGAUGGGCAACUCGAGGAGACACUUACAUUUUAGUCAUUUAGCAGACGCUCUUAUCCAGAGCGACUUACAGUUAGUGAGUGCAUACAUUUUCAUACUGCAGGGUCUCUUUAGAGUGCACAACCCUGGUUUCCUUGGUCUUAUUCAGUCACAGACUUAAAGGAGUGUUCCUUUAAAUAUUUGUGGAGCAUACCUGAAGUUAAAGUGCAGUCUGUAUGUUGCUAGUAAGUAACUCUCCUCUCCUCUGUUCCAGCUGACACCCUGGGUAGUUUCAUGGCCGACCAGACGUCCUACAUGAGUAUCUGUGUAGGAGAGGGGGAGGGCCUGGACCAUCUGUCUGUAGAGGAGCUCCGACAGAAGGUCAGCUUUCACUUCACUGCAUUAUCAUACUUCUUAUGUCAUAUUUAAUUCAUACAUGAUCAUACUUCAUAUGUUAUUUUAUUUAUACAUUAUCAUACCUUUUUUCCUGUAAAUAAUAUCGCUUUAUUCUGGCGUCGAGCCGAAGAGCUAAACUGGAGGGAAACACAUUUUAAAAAUAGUUUUUAUUGUUUCUAAGCAAUCCAAUGCUAGUGGUUAAUGCAGGGUGUACAUCACUACUGAUAAGUUGCUAACAUCAGUGUCUCUCCUGUAGGUGAUGGAGCUGCAGGACUAUGUCAGUAGACUGCAGGCUGUGAAUGGGGACCUGCAGAGGACGCUGUCUUUGGCCGAGGGCUCAGACCACAACCUAUCACAAAGCAGCUCUGGGAAAGAGGUAUGUCCAAUUUCAAAUCUUCUGUAGAUCAGAAAUGAUUGGAAAAGUGUAUUUAAUAUGAUUGAAAUUCUAUCUAAGCCUGUCAGAGAGGAAGGUUAAGUUAUUACUGUAUUGUUUAUAGCUGACAGAUCCGUGUAGAUCUAUAUGUAGGCUCUUGUGCUUAGUGCUAGAUGUCAAUUUGGAAUUCGGAGGUGCGUUCAGUUCGCUUGAAUGUUUGCUAUGUUGCGGAGCGGUUUGUACUGAACAACACAUUUCACCAAAACGUUCUUGUAUGUCCUUGAACAGACUUCGAGGUACAUUUGGUGGGUGUCUCGAGGUGUGGCUUGAUGCAAUGAGUGACCUAUUUAAAGGGCAUUGGCCACACUGACAGCGUUCCCCAACCCCUCCCCGUUUUUCAACUGGUAGUUCAGUACAGCACCGUUUCCGUUCAAUUGAACGUUAAAACGUACUGAAUGCAGCCCAGAAGUAGUACUUCCUGAUGCUCUGGGCAGGGCUUUAAAGUGCGGUAUGCCAAUAAAUAUUUUACACUGCGACCAUGAGUUUUAUUUUAGGAGCACUGUGCGACUAUGAAACAAAUCUCCCAGAUUAUAAUUGUUGUAAUGAUGAGGCUUCGCUGUACAGUUGUCUCCGAGUGCGUAAGAGAAACAAGCGAUUACAGAUUCAUUAGCGUCAUGGUUACACAAUUACUACAGCGAGAACGGCUGGCUUUUAGCCCAACCAGGUCAAGAGAUCUGACCCACAUUUUUAUCUUCCUAUAGUGGAUCGCUGGGACCACAUUUUACAUUCAUAAAGCAUUAUUAUUUUUUAUUUUUUUGUCAUUUAGCAGACGCUCUUAUCCAGAGCGACUUACAGGAGCAAUUAGGGUUAAGUGCCUUGCUCAAGGGCACAUCGACAGAUUUUUCACCUAGUCGGCUCGGGGAUUAGAACCAGCGACCUUUCGGUUACUGGCACAACGCUCUUAACCACUAAGCUACCUGCCGCCAUGUCCUGGGCCAUUCAAAAGCUAGUCGAGCCUCGUUACCAUUUGUUUACACUUUGUUCAAGCAUGUUACCCCUUUGCUAGCUAGCUAACAACCUGGUAACUUUACCAGUAUAUCCAAACAUUUGGGGGCACAGAAAGAAAGGGAAAGGGAUAGCUUCUUCAGGAGAUCAAUGAUCAUAGAAAUUAAUGAAUGACAGAUCUCUUGCAUAUCUUCAUCACAAACCUGACAUUUUUAAAGAGGCUGUUUAAAAUGUUCAAUGUAAUGCAUCUCAAUAGGAAAAUAGUGCUUUGUAGAAACGUAAUAUUCCACAAAUGACUGUAAUUUCAAUGACAGGUAUUCAUAUCAACAUUUUAGCUUUUAUAAUAAACAAAUGUAAUUACAGUGUUACAUAUUAGUUUCUAGGCCACAAUGGCUUUAAAAGGUAGCUAUAAUGUAUAUAGGCCGAAUUUAUAGGCUGUAUAUCAAUCAAUAAAAUCAAUAAAAAAUGCAGGUUCUCCUACGUUUCAUGUGGCACUCCUGACUUUUUAAAAAAAUAAUUGGGAGCACCAGUGCUACCAAUGAAACAUUUUAAUUUAGAGUCCUGGGCACAGCUUCAUCCUAAUCCUCCCCCCCUGACCUCUUACUGACCUUUUCACCCUGAACCCUCACUGAUGUAUGUUAGUUUGUUCUGUCUCCUUACUAAACACUUUUGCAGUACUGUGUCCUAUAUCUGUUUUUCCUCUUAACUAAUGCAUUAUGUCUCUGUAGUAUACAGCAUUUACCAUUUCUUUCCACCCCUCCUAACUCAGUCCUUGUUCUUUCUUAUGUGUCCCAUGAAACAGUCUUUUCUUACCCCAUGCCACAUUAGACACGUCGCUGUCACGCCAUUCUGCCUUUGCUGUGGUGCCAUGUUGUCUUAUGGAUUCUGUUCCCUCAUUGCAUUUUUUCCGUUACAAAGCCAUGUGUCACAUACGCCUCCCAUUCCAUUACUAUAGCAGGAUCUAGAGAGGAGACAGGAGAAAAGGUCACUGCACAGUGACAGAGGCCACAGUGACUCUGGCCAGGACAAAGGGAGCCAGACGGACAGCGGCCUUGGACAGGUAAGCAGGGGUGAUGAGGAUAAAAGAUGGGUGAUGAGGAAAAUAAAUGUUUAGUUGUUUUAUGCAUCUUAAAGAACCACAGCAAUUUUGACACGAGAAAGUAUUAAUUGAGCAUUAUGUACCAUACCACGUAUAGUACUUCUCAUACAUUCUGACAAAUUCCCUUUUCAGGUGGUAGAUGGAAGGCUGAAUGACGGCCACCAAUCUGAUGAUGUGACUGUGCGCAGUACCCUGGCCCAGAUUCAGAGAGGGAUAUGGCAUCCCUGGUCUUCCAAAGCCACCAGUGAGAGCCAGUCACAGAGCAGCCAACAGGGAGAGGUGGAGAGGGACCGAGACUGGGAGCAGCUUAGGUCUCUCCUGUCCGACUGUGGGGCAUUAUCAGUCACCCACCUCAGGUGAGUCACCUUCAUCCUCUAUCUAAUUCAGACUGGACUGUCUUAGGCUUUAUGUACUGUGUUUAGCUUUAUUUGAACUGACAUGGAAAGUUGAUUCAGCCACGCGUAUUGUGAUUGCUCUACUCAUUUGUCCAGUUUACAUACUAAUGAAGGUUAUUCAAUUGAAUGUCCUGCGUUUUAGGUGGGGUGGUUACUUUUUCAUAAGGAGGAGGAAAGCGAUUGUGCUUUUCCACUAAUAAUUCUGUGUGUUUUUUUAGGGAGGAGCUCCAGAGGUUGCGGUCCGAGAACGUGGACCUGAGAGGUCAAUUAAAGGAGGAGAAAUCCACUGAGUCCAAGGAGAGCGCCGACACCUCGGGCGACAGCGGCGACGGACAGGGCGACCUCCGCAAGACAGUGGAGAGGCUGAGGUCAGAGGCCAAAGGUCACCGCGAGAUCAUCCAGCUGCUGAAGGAGCAGCUGGAGAGGACUGAAGUGGUGGUGGACGUAGAGACCCGGUCGGAUAGUCAGUCGGACAUGAUGGUCACGAUGACCCGGGAGAUGGAGAAGCUGCGUUUGGAGCAGGAGGGAGGAGCGCAUGGUAGAGAGAAAGUGCUUGAAGGAGAAGAGCGAGGGAAAGCACAGGGAGAUGGUCAUGCCACACAGGGGAAUAGCCACACACAGCCUUCCAAGGGACACUCAUAUCGCAUUGCAAGACAUGGGGUAAGUACUGUCAUUGAAAUAGUAAAGAGGAGACUUGCACACAUGUAAUAUUCAUGCUCUGCUGUUUGUUUCUGUAUUGCAGGCUGGUGUCAAAUCUCGUCUGCCCGUUCCCAUGCGACACAACAAAACGGACGCCGCUGGCAGCACGGAGUCGGUAAACCAGGCCUCAGACGAGGUUUCUGAUCAUCUGAGAGGAGAUGUACUACAUCAACUAGGCCUGGAACACCACCAUGACCAGCAAACCUCAGACUCCGACUCCCACAGGUCUCCUAGAGCAGUCCAGUACUGCAGGCCAGGCUCUAACCGCAGCACCACUACGGGGACCAUCAGACAGGGCCUGGAGACGGAGUUCCUCCGAGCUCAGGCCCCCACCGACGCCGAACUCCUGUCCCAGUUGGAGCUCCUCCACCAGGAGUGCCAGGACAAGGAGCAGCUGAUAGACCGUCUGGAGGUGCAGAUGGCCGAGUGGGACGAACUUCAGGCCCAGCUCCGGGAGAAGGACCGGCUCAUCCGUCAUUAUGUGGAAGCACUGCAGGCCGCCGAGUCCACCAUCACUUAUCUUACAGCCUGCAACCUGGACAGUAACAGCCAGGGUGGAGUAUUAGGCUCUGGGUCCCCUGGUUCAGAGUUCAAACUCCAGAGACAGUGCAUUGAGCUCCAGAAUUCCCUUGAGGAGAAAGAGAGACUCAACACCCAGCUGGUGGAGUGUCUCAACAUGGUCGAGGCAGCCAUCGCCUCGCUCCGUGCCACGUCGUCAUCCACCAACGCCCUGGACGGUCAUUUGGACCCUCAGGAGCUGUGCACGAGGCUGGAGGCGGCCCUACGGCAGGUCAGCGCCUCUCUUGACCCUCUGGUCCUGAAAACCUCGGCACCAGGGCCUUCUGGUGACCCCCUGGGCCUCGACGCGGAGCUGCAGCGGCAAGCGGACUCCCUGCAGGAGGUGCUGUGGGAGCAGAGCCGGCUGAACGUCGAGCUGCAGGAGAGGCUGAGGGCAGCUGAGGAAGCUGUCGCAGCGCAGCAGGGCACUGCCAACACUGCCCCCGCAGGCCUGGGGGGCAAUUACGGCAGGCAGCUAGAAGAAGAUCUGAAUGAGUUUCCGAGAGGGAAUGAAACAAAGGGACAGAGAGGUUGGGGAGAACAUCAUGGAAGAAGCAAGAUGGCGUCCGAUGAGAAGAGCAGCCUAGGAUCUGAGCAGGUUGCCAAACGUCUCUCCGAGUGUCUCAGAGCAGCCGAGUUGGCCAUAGCCUCACUCACAGCUCACUGUACUAACACGAGCACUAGCACCUCUACUACGACCAGAGCAGCUCAAACCAGCUCUGACUUACAACAGCAGCUAGACAGACUACAGAGAGCUCUACAGGAGAGAGAAGCACUGGUCGACCUGGGCUCCACCGAACCCACCCACCAACAGACCACCACCAGUACCACCAACCGACACACCACUCCUGGGGCUGUAACCCCCUCUUCCCUAGAGCUCCACCAUAACAUCUGCCUCCUCCAGAAGGCCUUCUACGACCUGCAGGAGGGGAGGGGAUGCAGGGAGAGGGAAUCCCAGACAAUGGAGCCUGGAGCUUGGGUACCACCACGAGAUGUCCAGGCCCAGCUGGAGAGCCUUCAGAAGGCUUUGAAGGAGAGGAAGAGGGCCUGUAAGAGCCUGGAGGAGAAGCUGGCCACGGCUCAGUCCAUCAUAGCCCUGCAGAACUCCUCCAAGAAGACCAGUCAUGUAGCAACACAGAGAGGUAAGGGAACAAUAGCUGAGGUGAAAUUGUUGAUAAGAUUCAUACAUACAUUUUAAAAUUACAUUCCUUCCUACUAUUUCUUAUAUGGCCUUUCGAGCCGGAUCUGUUGGCCACUUUGUUUUUCAAGAUUAAUUUAAUGCACAGAUCUGCAUGUAGACAGAACAACAACACUGUAUUUUCUUUACAAAGACAAACGUCAGGAAUUUGGAAUCAGCUUUUUAUUAGAAAAUGUUUGUCUUGACAUACGUUCUUAGAGGAAUGUGUGCAACCUGCACUUUGCUGAGCUGUAUUUUUAUAAAUGUGCAUAGACCUCUAUUGCAAGAAGUGCAUGUACUGGUGUGUCGAGCAUGACAGCCAAGCCUUUCGGUUACUGUUUUUGAAGCACUAAAGGGAGCUUCGCAUAGCAUGACAAUGAAUGACAGUGACUGGCUCUGUGUAGAAUUAAACAACUGCCUGUGUCAUUCAAUUGUUACAUCAAAUGACAACGUUUGACGACGUUGAAACGACACAAUCCAAAUGCAAUGAUGACAUCACGUCACCAGCAUCUGAUCAAGCCUAAAGAGAGAGAGAACCUGAUCCUUCUCUUGUUAACCCCCGCCUGCCUGCGUGUUGCCUCUAGCGCCCACUCUGGAGCAGGAAGACAAGGGCGUGCAGGUGGACCUUCAAGACCUGGGUUACGAAACCAGUGGCAAGAGUGAGGCCGAGGUGGAUAGGGAGGAGGGCAGUAGCACAGGUAGACGACAACGUCUAGACGGAGCAUGUCUGUCUGUCUGCCAAGUGGACACUAAUAAUCACAGUGGUAGAGUGCCGUCUGCUGCAUGAGGAAUGAUAAAUGAAAACACUGGGCUGUAACACUGUUUGAUAAUAACACCACUUUGCUUUUCUGGUCUGAUAAUCACACAUCGUCCGGGUGCGUCUCAAUAGUCUAAAGUGGCUUCCUCUCCUCUCCUUCAUCUGCUCUGACAUAAAAAUAACUGGACAGGUGAAAGCAACUCCCGGACGUCCGCCAUUUUGUUUUCCUCUAGCCUGUGUUUUCAGGUCAGUGCAGAUAGAGGUGAGGAGAAAAGGAGACAAGGAGAGGAAGCGACUUUAGACUAUUGAGACUCAGCCCUAAAAUCUGCAUGGGGAAUGAACACUGAACAUUGUGAUGAUAACCCCACUGUGUGUUGUAUGGGUCUGAUAGUCACACACCUUCUCCUAUCUGGUUUAACCAGGGCACUGACUUGUACAGCACACCCCUGUCUCUUCCUGUCUGUCUCUGCCUGUGUCUCUCCUGCAUGUGUGCACUCUGGUUGUUGUACUCUGCAAUGGCUUGCUCUAUGGGACACUAUAACACCUCCUCAUUUGACCAUGGUCAACUGUAAAACAUUGGCACAAAACCUAUCCUCUCUCCUUUCACAUUGUAUCAUCUUCGUCAGACUUGCUUAUUAUAGAUAUAUACUGUAGACCCCUGUUUGAUCAUUUUCUGUGUGUGUGGUUGGUGAUGAUCCCUCCAGACAUGCAGCUUGUCCCUGGCAGUGCUAACAGCAGCCUGCCCUGCCUGCUGAAGCAGGACCAGGAGGAGCCCUCGUUCUCCUCCACAGAGAACCUAGACACGGCCUCCAGUGCCUCCUACCCCAGCUCCCCCACUCUCAGCUCCCCCAAGGUACUGCCGCUCUACAGUGCCUUGCAUAUGUAUUCAUCCCCCUUGGCGUUUUUUCCUAUUUUGUUGAAUUACAACCUGUAAUUUAAAUUGAUUUUAUUUUGGAUUUCAUGUAAUGGACAUGCACAAAAUUAGUCCAAAUUGGUGGAGUGAAAAAAUAACUUGUUUCAAAAAAUAAAAAAACGGAAAAGUGGUGCGUGUAUAUGUAUUCACCCCCUUUGCUAUGAAGCCCCUAAAUAAGAUCUGGUGCAACCAAUUACCUUCAGAAGUCACAUAAUUAGUUAGAUUGCACACAGGUGGACUUUAUUUAAGUAUCACAUGAUCUGUCACAUGAUCUCAGUAUAUAUACAUCUGUUCUGAAAGGCCCCAGAGUCUACAACCACUAAGCAAGGGGCACCACCAAGCAAGCGGCACCAUGAAGACCAAAGAGCUCUCCAAACAGGUCAGGGACAAAGUUGUGGGGAAGUACAGAUCAGGGUUGGGUUAUAAAAACAUCCCACGGAGCACCAUUAAAUCCAUUAUUAAAAAUGGAAAGAAUAUGGCACCACAACAAACCUGCCAAGAGAGGGCCGCCCACCAAAACUCAUGGAUCAGGCAAGGAGGGCAUUAAUCAGAGGCAACAAAGAGACCAAAGAUAACCCUGAAGGAGCUGAAAAGCUCCAAAGCGGAGAUUGGAGUAUCUGUCCAUAGGACCACUUUAAGCCUUAUGCUCCACAGAGCUGGGCUUUACGGAAGAGUGGCCAGAAAAAAGCCAUUGCUUAAAGAAAAAAAUAAGCAAACACGUUUGGUGUUCUCCAAAAGGCAUGUGGGAGACUCCCCAAUCAUAUGGAAGAAGGUACUCUGGUCAGAUGAGACUAAAAUUUAGCUUUUUGGCCAUCAAGGAAAACGCUAUGUCUGGGCGCAAACCCAACACCUCUCAUCACCCCGAGAACACCAUCCCCACAGUGAAGCAUGGUGGUGGCAGCAUCAUGCUGUGGGGAUGUUUUUCAUCGGCAGGGACUGGGAAGCUGGUCAGAAUUGAUGGAAUGAUGGAUGGCGCUAAAUACAGGGAAAUUAUUGAGGGAAAUCUAUUUCAGUCUUCCAGAGAUUUGAGACUGGGACGGCGGUUCACCUUCCAGCAGGACAAUGAUCCUAAGCAUACUGCUAAAGCAACACUUGAGUGGUUUAAGGGGAAACAUUUAAAUGUUUUGGAAUGGCCUAGUCAAAGCCCAGACCUCUAUCCAAUUGAGAAUCGGUGGUAUGACUUAAAGAUUGCUGUACACCAGCGGAACCCAUCCAACUUCAAGUAGUUGGAGAAGUUUUGCCUUGAAGAAUGGGCAGAAAUCCCAGUGGCUAGAUGUGCCAAGCUUAUAGAGACAUACCCCAAGAGACGUACAGCUGUAAUUGCUGCAAAAGGUGGCUCUACAAAGUAUUGACUUUGGGGGGGUGAAUAGUUACGCACGCUCAAGUUUUCUUUUUUUUUUGUCUUAUUUCUUGUUUGUUUCACAAUAGCAAAUAUUUUGUAUCUUCAAAGUGGUAGGCAUGUUGUGUAAAUCAAAUUAUACAAACCCCCCAAAAAUUCCAGGUUGUAAGGCAACAAAAUAGGAAAAAUGCCAAGGGGCAUUGUAUUUACUGCCACUGUAUUUACUGCUUUUCACAUUUUUAUUGGACAUUGUCUUCGUCCUGUGUUUGGUUUGAUUGUAUUGUCUUGGCUGUAUUGACAUCCAUCUCUCUUAAUCCCUCGCCUUUGCGCGCUUUCUCUUUCUCUCUCUCUCUUUUUUAUCCUCCCUCACUUUCGUGCUUUCUUGUUCUAUCUCUCUUUCUCCUCACCAUCCCCCGUCUCUCACUAGGUGAGUCUGAAGAGCCUCCAGACAUUUGACUCCUACGGUUUGUCUGAAGACCCAGCCCAGCUCAAGACCCAGGUGAGGGAGCUGAAGACCCAGCUAGAGAGCCAACACCAGGUCAUCCUCCACCUGCAGACCAUGCUACGCCGCCGCGCCUCCUUGUCCAGCGAACUGUUGACCGCCACGUCUGACUCCCACACUGCCACAGGAGGUCACACGGGCUCCGAGAGGGGCGAGGAGGAUGGGAAGGAGGAGAGGAGCCUGGAGGGAGAGGGGGAGGCUACGAAGGAGAAGAUGAAGAGUAUGAGCAUGGAGCUGGAGAGGGAGAGGAGCGUGAACAGGAGUAUGAGCGAGCAGCUGCUGCAGGCCCAGCAGCGGAGUCGAUCAGCCUCACCUGCCAGGUUGCUACUCAGUAGUUGUUUCUUAACUUUCUUCAUUAUAAAGUACUAUGGAUGUUUUUUUGACAUGGUAAAAGUUGAACUCUGAAUGGCUGUUCAGUUACUAUUUCAUUGUAUUAUUAUGGACCAAAAUGUAAUGUUUGUUUACAAUUUAAUGUGUAUAAUGUUUUAUUUAACCUUUAUUUAACCAGGCUAGUUUCGUUGAGAUUAAAAUCUAUUUUUCAAGAGAGACCUGGGGUCUAAUUUGUGAGGGACACUCUCUGAAGAGUAUUCGUUUUAGAAUAUUCCGGAAAAUCUGUAGGUAAUCUAGCUAUUAUCAUCACCACUAAACCUCUGUUUGGUUAAAAAGUAUUUUUUAAAUGAUCUCCUCUGUCCCCUAUAGGAUCGACUCCCUGGUGCAGUCGCAGGCGAGGGAGCUGUCCCAGCUGCGUCGUCAGAUCCAGGAGAGCCGGGGCCUGGGGGCGCUGCAUCGGCUGCAGCUGGAGGAGCUGUCGCAGGCCUUCGAGGAGCUGCUACAGGCCAGCGACAUGGACUACUACGUGGGAGAGGUGUUCCGAGAGCAGCUGGACAAGAGCCUGGGCGUCCUGGAGAGGCUGGAGGGCCGGCUGGAGAAAGGUAAACACAACAGACAUUGUAUGUAGACAUUGAUGAUAGUAAUAGUUAUAUUUACAUUUUAGUCAUUUAGCAGAUGCUCUUAUCCAGAGCGACGUACAGUUAGUGAGUGCAUACAUUUUUCAUAGUUGACAUUUGAUGAUAGUAAUAGUUGACAUUGAUGAUAGUAAUAGUUGACUUUGAUGAUAGUAAUGGUUGACAUUUGAUGAUAGGGCUAUUUUAAAAGCAGCUAUACAGUAUAACAGUAAUCCUUCUACCCCCCCACCCCCCCAUUAAAAAAAAGAGUGGUUGUCCCACUGGCUAUCCUAAAUUGAAUGCACCAAUUUGUAAGUCGCUCUGUAUAAGAGCGUCUGCUAAAUGACUUAAAUGUUAAAUGUAUACAAACAUGUGCUAAGGACUCUUAAAGAGCCCAAGGCCUCUAAAGAAUGGAGUCUAUUGAGACUGUUCUGAGACGCACCAUUCACCAACCUAUUCUGAAAUUGUAUAUACUUUCAUAACUUACUCACUGAUGUAGAGAUGUGAUGUUGGAUUGCUAACAUCUGUGAGGGCCUCAUUUUCCUAAAAUGAAAGAUAAAAGUUGAGCGCUUUUGUAGUGCAAUACACGGUCUUGCCAAAACACACAUCAUCAUCCAAUACCAGGUGCCCCACACAGUUAGGCCUCUCCAUCUGAAGCUAGUGUUUCUCUUGGCAAGCAUGAGAAUACAGGCUGUCUAAAAUGUCGUCAAGUGUAAGGUAUUUACUGGCUUUUGAAUAGCAGCUGUGUUAAUUACAUAAACAAAGCUAUUUUAAAGGGGCAAUCUGCAGUUGCUACAUAAUUUUAAAAAAUCAUAUGUACCCAUUGAUUGUUGAAGAAUAAAACUUAUAAAUGGCUCAUGAGCUUAGUUCAACUGUUGUACCCCAUCAGAACCCAAAAUAUAAGCUUGUUUGACUCCAAUGUUUGUAAACAAACACUAUUUAGCUAAAACUAUCAUUUAGAUAUCAUAGGACGAGUUUAAGGAUGUGUGAUCACCAUAAGGACACAAAACAUGGUCUACCUGAAGAGGUUAUGAGAGAAAAGAGGGGUCUGAAAUAGAAUGACAGAUAGAAGAAGAGGGUAAGGGGAAAAAAUAAAAGCAAGAGAGAGCAGUGAGGUGUGAUAGAUUGAAAGAGACGGGCCUUUCACCAUCCCCCUCUCUCCCUGUCUCUAGGAGACGCUCAACUGGAUAACGAGGCCGGGGCAGCACUGGAGCUGGCGCAAAGGUGUGUGUGUCUCCCUCCUGUACCACACACACACACACACACCCUCCAUCACUAAUGGCGAGACCCUUUCUCCCCUCAGGCUUUUUCUGUGAGAUGUAUGUUUUCCGGCCAAACAAGUUCUAUUGGCCUGAUUUAGACAGCCCUGACGGUCACUGGCCUGUUUCUUCUACCUCAGCUGCUUAAAACUUUCACGGACAUCCAUAGGCUUACAGCUGUCUUACUCAACAUUGUGUGGUUGUAUCAACGUUGUGUCAACAUUAGAGGAAUAUUGUCUCUUAACAUUAUUUAUGGACAGCCACACCGUGCUCCAUCAGGAGUUGCAGUACCUGCGCUCCCAGCUAGAGGGCGAAAGUGACAUUGAGCCACAGCAGCCAGACAGCCCCGCCACUACCAGGCUGCAGCAGGAGAUUGAGUACCUGCGGCUGCAGCUAGAGGGCGAGAGAGAGCUGCUGCAGCAGCAGGUCUGCUUCCUGGUCCAACAGAACCAGAGUUUGGCCGAGUGCGCCAGGGAGCAGCUAGAUUUGUGAGUGGCCGGUCACCAAGAGGGAUUCUGCGAGGUUGGAAGCAUGAGUUUGCUGUGAACUCUUCUCGACUUAUGACUCUUUCAACAUGUCUUCCUUCAGCUGGUCAUUUCUUCCAGAAUGUUUCGAGACCUGUCAAAAUAGACCCUUUCAAGAUAGUAGGUGUUUCCCUCUUGGUGUUUUGGGUCCUCUGUGUGGUUUUCUGUUCUUAUAGCUGUUCUCUCGACAGACAUCUACAGUCAUGUGAAAGAAACACUGUGGUUUUUAAAUGUUUUCCCACUAUUUAGGACUUUGUCUCGGACUACUUCAGACUGUGUGGAAGCGGCCUCCCCCCGUGGCCUUAUAAUCUGUUCUAACUCUCCCUUUCUCCCCUCUCCCCGCUCUGCCUCCCUCUCUCCCCGCUCUCUCUCUCUUAUCUCCUCUCCUCUCCCAGGCUGUCUAAAGAGUUACAGGAGAAGACCCGUCUGGUGCAGAGUCUACAGAUUCAGCUGCGAGGCCAAACUCCUAGCAGCCACCACAGCUCAGACUCGGACCUGUCGGAAAUGGUCUCUAACCAGGCCACGGCCUCCUACCACAACAGCCCCACCCUGCCAGCCUGCAGCAAACUCCAUGGCAACCAGUCCUAUCAUGGUAAGAGAUCAUCAAGCUGCUAGUUAUGACAUGCUGAACAGACAAAAUAACUUUAUGCUGUUGUAUUAUGCCACGUGUAGCUGAAAACCCAGACAGUUUUCAGUUCGUCAUCAAGGUUGUAUGAAAUGGACAAUGUCAAGAGUUGUCAGUUGUUCAGAAUGAGCUCAGCCGAUGUCCCCAGACUAGCUAUCGGUGCAGGGAAGCAGAGAAAGGUCCAUAAAUAAUAUGCCAUUUAGCAGACGCUUUUAUCCAAAGCGACUUACAGUCAUGCAUGCAUAAUUUUUUUUGUGUAUGGGUGGUCCCGGGGAUCGAACCCACUACCUUGGCGUUACAAGCGCCGUGCUCUACCAGCUGAGCUACAGAGGACCACAUGCUAAAGAGAAGCCACCCUUUGAAUGUCACCCAGGUCCGGUCACUGUCCCCGAGUUUCUCCUUAUUCCUGUCUAGGUUUUUGCCAGGGUCGUGUUCAUUACACAACGGGAAACGAAAAUUAGCACUACUUUUUGGACCAAGUCCAACUAGUCCCUCCCUGUUUUAGAUAGUUUUCUUCCAUUCGGUGCCUAAUGAAUACGAACCAGGUUUGGUAUGUGAGUAGUGCAGAGGUAAGCUAUUCUGGGCUGGUGCCGGAUUAACUUUUAGCUCUCCAUUAAAUAUGGAUAUUUUUCCCCUCUGGCGGCCCAGCCGGGCCCGUGGCGUUGAGAUUGCCUUUGAAUCAGUCUAAAGGCACUGGUAAUGGUACUUCUUUUCCACUCAGGCCCAUUGUGGACCAGUCAGGCGUCUCGAAAGGACAAAGAGGGCCGGCCAAGGGCAGUACGGGUGUCCGGUUACACCCGUUACUGUCCCCCCCCCCCCCUCCUCUCUCUCCAUCCCCACCUCUCCAUCCCUGCCCCUCUCUCUCUCUCUCUCUCUCUCUCUCUCUCUCUCUCUCUCUCUCUCUCUCUCUCUCUCUCUCUCUCUCUCUCUCUCUCCACUUAAAACUGCAUUAUUUAGUAGUAGCACCUAUCUGGUUUAAUCUUCAAAUUGUGUUUCGCUUUGAGUGUGGACAAUGAGGGCUAUUACGGAGAUAGAUUAUGUGUUGUGGGAGGAAAAGUGAGAGAGGAGAGGAGGGCUACUGAAGAAGAACUCAUUUAGCUUAGUCCUGCGGCACUGCGGAUGCUAGCGUGUUGCAGUUUUUUUACUCAUAGGGCUCCUGAGUGUUGGGCGAAGUGUCAAUAGGCUAGGCUAACUUAGCGGAGGCUCAUUUGGUGACAGUAGUUUGUUGUGCAUGGAGACUAAGCUAACGGGGACCAUUCUGUAGUAUUAGUUUGAGGGGGCUAGGCUAGGCUAACCAUCAGAGCUGUCAUUCAGCCAGACAGUGUAGCUAGCAAGGCUAACCAUCAGAGCUGUCAUUCAGCCAGUCAGUGUAGCUAGCAAGGCUAACCAUCAGAGCUGUCAUUCAGCCAGACAGUGUAGCUAGCAAGGCUAACCAUCAGCGCUGUCAUUCAGCCAGACAGUGUAGCUAGCAAGGCUAACCAUCAGAGCUGUCAUUCAGCCAGUCAGUGUAGCUAGCUAGGCUAACCAUCACAGCUGUCAUUCAGCCAGUCAGUGUAGCUAGCAAGGCUAACCAUCACAGCUGUCAUUCAGCCAGUCAGUGUAGCUAGCUAGGCUAACCAUCACAGCUGUCAUUCAGCCAGUCAGUGUAGCUAGCUAGGCUAACCAUCACAGCUGUCAUUCAGCCAGUCAGUGUAGCUAGCUAGGCUAACCAUCACAGCUGUCAUUCAGCCAGUCAGUGUAGCUAGCUAGGCUAACCAUCACAGCUGUCAUUCAGCCAGUCAGUGUAGCUAGCAAGGCUAACCAUCACAGCUGUCAUUCAGCCAGACAGUGUAGCUAGCAAGGCUAACCAUCACAGCUGUCAUUCAGCCAGUCAGUGUAGCUAGCAAGGCUAACCAUCACAGCUGUCAUUCAGCCAGUCAGUGUAGUUAGCAAGGCUAACUCUGACACCAUGGAUGUAAAGGAGGGGAAAGUGGAACCAAAUGACAUCAUUCGAGGACGGUGGAAAAUGGCACUUGAAGCUACCAAAGAUGAAUGCAUGGGUAGAUGGAGAUAUUGUGUGGACUGACAUUAGACUUUUUCUCUCUAGGAUUUUGUUUGAGUAAUGUUUAGGCUAUGUCGCACAAAGAAAAAUGUUGUUCAUAACUAAAAUAACUUCUUCAGAUUUCCUCUAAUCCUAUACUUCGUCCAUCCAGGAAUGAAAAAGUCAAACAGGGGCUCAACGUCGGCUCCAGAGUCUGCAGCCCAGCAGACUGGGGGCAUGGCUAAGGAUGGGGGUGUGUCUGGCCAUGGGGGAGUGUCUGGACGUAAAGGGAGUGCCGGGCAGCUCCAGGGCCUGCAGAGGGAGAAUGGGCACCUGGUGGAGCAGCUGAGGAGCAGCGAGGAGCUUAACGCCACGCUGCGCCGCGAGCUGGACCUCCACCGCUCUAUCCUGGUCCAGGAGAGCUCCACGCCACUACACACCCAGGGAGAGGGGCUGGGGCAGAGCCAGGGACAGGCUGGGCGGUCACCACAGAACAGGGAGGACAAGAGGGGAGAGGGACACCCAGCCUCACAGCAGGACACUGCCCAGCUACGCAGCAUGAACCCAGGUACAGAGCCGGGAGGGGGUGGUGAUCGUCACGUCUGUAUGGUGAUUAUGGGCCUGUAGUUGUGUCUAAUGGUAUGUUCAUUGGAUCUGUAUGCGUUAGUGACACACAAGGAUAGAAAAAUGUGUGUGUGUGUGUGUGUGUGUAUUUUGACUGACAUUGUUGUCAGGCCUGUUAGCAGAGCAUCUGUUGGAGAUCAGAGCCCUGAGACAGCGUCUGGAGGAGACCAUCUACAACAACGACCGGCUACGAGAACAGCUGGAGAGGAGACUGGGCGAGGUGGAGAGAGACCCAGGUACACACACACCUACCUCGCUCUCUCCCACUGUUCUUCCAUCUACUGUAUGUCUCUUCCACUCUCUCUCUCUGUUUACAUUUGCAUAGAGUCACACUAACUGGCUGAGGUGGAUACUCACACAGAGCAUAUUGUGUUUGACUUCCUCCUCAAUGAUGAACUGACUGUAUGUAAUGUACUGUGUGUUAUUCAGCAGCCACCAACAUCUUCAUCCACGGUACGGAGGAACAGGGCCAGCUGACCAGCGAGCUGCGCUUCCUCUGGGGACAGAACCAGGCCCUGAAGGAGCAGCUCAACCUGGGCUCCAGAGGUACCACUAACGAGUAUCCGCUUUCCCCACAUACUAGUGUGUUUGUGAUUCCUGAAUGGAUGGAUCCCACAACCUUGGCAUUGCUAGCCUCAUGCUCUUACCAACUGAGCCACAAAAUGUCCCCAAUAUAGCAGAGGGAGAAUAAUAGCCCAUUUUGUUGUCUAUCCUAUUAAUAUUAUAUCUAAUUUAAAUAUUAUAAUGAUCACUCCAGACAAGCAGAAGGAGAAUGAGAAGCUGCGUGAGGCGCUGGCCAGACGGACGGCCAAGCUGGAGCAGAGCAGGAAGGAGUGUGAGGUCCUGAGACAGGAACACACAUGUCUUCAGGACCGCCUGGACAGGAGCAGUGUAGAACACACACACCUCCAGGACACACUGCACUACAGCCGCCAGGAGAUCCACAGGUAAUAUACACACACACCUCCAGGACACACUGCACUACAGCCGCCAGGAGAUCCACAGGUAAUAUACACACACACCUCCAGGACACACUGCACUACAGCCGCCAGGAGAUCCACAGGUAAUAUACACACACACCUCCAGGACACACUGCACUACAGCCGCCAGGAGAUCCACAGGUAAUAUACACACACACCUCCAGGACACACUGCACUACAGCCGCCAGGAGAUCCACAGGUAAUAUACACACACACCUCCAGGACACACUGCACUACAGCCGCCAGGAGAUCCACAGGUAAUAUACACACACACCUCCAGGACACACUGCACUACAGCCGCCAGGAGAUCCACAGGUAAUAUACACACACACCUCCAGGACACACUGCACUAAACACACACACACACAAACCCAGGGAGGAAAGGGAGAGGAGAGAUGAUACUGCUGUGGAGAACUAGACACCUUGUAUUGGGUGUCAUCCUCACUCAACUGUGUCACUGGGAGACCAAGGUCAUGGGUCAUGUAAGGGAUUCCACAUUAGUGUGUUUGUGUGUGUGUUCUCCGGUUGCAGAGUGUAAUGGUGUUGUCAGUAAUGAUGAUGUGUAAUGUGGUGGUUAUGGUAAUGAUGAACGUACAAUGUCAUGCAAUUGGUUCAUUUGUGUAGUUUCAAGUUGCAUGGCAAGAUUGAGGUGCUGAUUUUGUCAGUAUAUACUGUGACUGGUCUCUGUCUCUGCUGUAAUGUGAUGUGAUGUGUUAGUCACUAAUGCAGUGUAGAUGUGAUGUGUUACAGUCACUAAUGCAGUGUAGAUGUGAUGUGUUAGUCACUAAUGCAGUGUAGAUGUGAUGUGUUAGUCACUAAUGCAGUGUAGAUGUGAUGUGUUAGUCACUAAUGCAGUGUAGAUGUGAUGUGUUAGUCACUAAUGCAGUGUAUAUGUGAUGUCUUACAGUCACUAAUGCAGUGUAUAUGUGAUGUGUUACAGUCACUAAUGCAGUGUAGAUGUGAUGUGUUAGUCACUAAUGCAGUGUAGAUGUGAUGUCUUACAGUCACUAAUGCAGUGUAGAUGUGAUGUGUUAGUCACUAAUGCAGUGUAGAUGUGAUGUGUUAGUCACUAAUGCAGUGUAGAUGUGAUGUGUUAGUCACUAAUGCAGUGUAGAUGUGAUGUGUUAGUCACUAAUGCAGUGUAGAUGUGAUGUGUUAGUCACUAAUGCAGUGUAGAUGUGAUGUGUUAGUCACUAAUGCAGUGUAGAUGUGAUGUGUUACAGUCACUAAUGCAGUGUAUAUGUGAUGUGUUACAGUCACUAAUGCAGUGUAUAUGUGAUGUCUUACAGUCACUAAUGCAGUGUAGAUGUGAUGUCUUACAGUCACUAAUGUGGUGUAGAUGUGUUACAGUCACUAAUGCAGUGUAGAUGUGACAUGUUAGUCACUGAUGCAGUGUAGAUGUGAUGGAAAAUGUGGUUGUUUCAUUGGGUUACUACUGUGUGUCAGGGUGUGUUUGUGCAACUUGCUUGUAUACCCGUCCUAAAUGUGUGUUCCUCUAGGUUGCAAUGUGAGGUGAAGAUGCAGAGACAGCAGCUGUCAGACAGUCAACACCUCCUCCAGUCUCUACGCCUGGAGCUGCAGGUCUACGAAAAGAUCAACACUGGCACUGGGGCACACACACACACAGGUACUGUCCUACACACACACACAGGUACUGUCCUACACACACACACAGGUACUGUCCUACACACACACACAGGUACUGUCUUACACACACACAGGUACUGUCCUACACACACACACACACACACACACAGGUACUGUCCUACACACACACACAGGUACUGUCCUACACACAGGUACUGUCCUACACACACACGCAGGUACUGUCCUACACACACACGCAGGUACUGUCCUACACACACACGCAGGUACUGUCCUACACACACACACACAGGUACUGUCCUACACACACACACACAGGUACUGUCCUACACACACACAGGUACUGUCCUACACACACACACACACAGGUACUGUCCUACACACACACACAGGUACUGUCCUACACACAGGUACUGUCCUACACACACACACACAGGUACUGUCCUACACACACACACAGGUACUGUCCUACACACACACACACACACACACAGGUACUGUCCUACACACACACACACACAGGUACUGUCCUACACACACACACACACACACAGGUACUGUCCUACACACACACACACACACAGGUACUGUCCUACACACACACACACACACAGGUACUGUCCUACACACACACACACACACAGGUACUGUCCUACACACACACACACACAGGUACUGUCCUACACACACACAGGUCCUGUCCUACACACGCACACAGGUACUGUCCUACAAGCACACAGGUACUGUCCUAUAAACACACACACACACACACACACACACACACACACACACACACACUUGUCGCUUAGUUGUUUCUGACCAUUUCGCACCCCUCUCUAGAGUCCAGUGGUACAGCCCAACAGUCUGGUCCUGGUUCAGGGUCUGGGUCGAACCAAGUGGACCUGGGGGAGCUGCUGUCAGAGAUCCGCCACCUGAGGCUGCAGCUGGAGAGGAGCAUCCAGACCAACACGUCCUUGAGGCAGAGACUGGAGGAACAGCUGCUCAGAGGCCCCAACCGCCCAGAUACCAUCAAUAUCAACUAUCUACUGACUACUUCAGGUACAGAGAGCUCCAAAAACAUUGGGACAGUGACACCUUUGUUGUUGUUUUGGCUCUAUACUUCAACACUUUGGAUUUGAAAUGAUACAAUGACUAUGAGGUUAAAGUGCAGACUGUCAGCUUUAAUUUGAGGGUAUUUUCAUCCAUAUCGAGUGAACUGUUUAAGAAAUUACAGCACUUUUUGUACAUAGUCCCCUCCAUUUUAGGGGACCAAAAGUAUUGUCACAAAUUCACUUAUGUGUAUUAAAGUAGUCAAAAGUGUAGUAUUUGAUUCCAUAUUCCUAGCACGCAAUGAUUACAUCAAGCUUGUGACUCUACAAACUUGUUGGAUGCAUUUGCUGUUUGUUUUGGUUUUUUCAGAUAAUUUUGUCCCCGAUUAGAAAUGUUUUGUCACUUUUAUUGUAAAUAGUAAUAGAAUAUGUUUCUAAACAGUUCUAUAUUCAUGGGAAUGCUACCAUGACUAUGGAUAAUCCUGAAUGAAUUAUGAAUGAGAAAGUUAGAGGCAUAAAUAUCAUGCCCCCCCACCCAUGUUAUGGUAAUGUUGAGAGGUUAGCUUGUCUUGGGAAUAUUAUAUUUGUGCGUCUAACUUUCUCACUCAUCAUUAUUCAUAAUUCAUUCAGGAUUAUCCAUAGUCAUGGUAGCAUUCCCAUGAAUAUAGAACUGUUUAGAAACAUAUUCUAUUGUUAUUUACAAUAAAAGUGACAAAACAUUUCUAUCGGGCACAAAAUUAUCUGAAACAACCAAAACAAACAGCAAAUGCAUCCAACAAGUUUGUAGAGUCACAAGCUUGAUGUAAUCAUUGCGUGCUAGGAAUAGGACUCAUAGGACACAUAAGUGAAUUUGUCCCAAUACUUUUGGUCCCCUAAAAUGGAGGGGACUACACUGAGUGUACAAAACAUUAGGAACACUAUUGUGUUACACCCCCCUUUGCCCUCAGAACAGCCUCAAUUAGUUGGGGCAAGGUGUCAAGCGUUCCACAGGGAUGCUGGCCCAUGUUGACUCCAAUGCUUCCCACAGUUGUGUCAAGUUGGCUGGAUGUCGGACCAUUCUUGAUACACACAGGAAACUGUUGAUCAUGAAAAACCCAGCAGCUUUGCAGUUCUUGACACAAACUGGUGCGCCUGGCAGCUACUACUAUACCCCGUUCAAAGGCACUUCAAUCUUUUGUCUUGCCCAUUCACCCUCUGAUUGGCAGACAUACACAAUCCAUGUCUCAAAUGUCUCAAGGCUUAAAAACCUUCUUUGACAAGUGCCAUAAAUAAGGGAUCAUAGCAUUCACCUCGUCAGUCUGUCAUGGAAAGAGCAGAGUUCCUAAUGUUUUGUGCACUCAGUGUAUGUACAAAAAGUGCUGUCAUUUCUAAACGGUUCACCCGAUAUGGAUAAGAAAUACCCUCAAAUUAAAGCUGACAGUCUGCACUUUAACCUCAUAGUCAUUGUAUCAUUUCAAAUCUAAAGUGCUUGCGUACAGAGCCAAAACAAAAAAAAUGUGUCACUGUCUCAAUACUUUUGGAGCUCAUUGUAUAUACACUAUAUAUACAAAAGUAAGUGGACACACCUUCAAAUUAGUGAAUUCGGCUAUUUCAGCCACACUUGUUGCUGACAGGUGUAUAAAAUUGAGCACACCGCCAUGCAAUCUCCAUAGACAAACGUUGGAAGUAGUUUGGCCUUACUGAAGAGCUCAAUGACUUCCAACGUGGCAACGUCAUAGGAUGCCACCUUUCCAACAAGUCAGUUCGUGAAAUUCUGCCCUGCUAGAGCUGCCCCGGUCAACUGUAAGUGCUGUUAUUGUGAAGUGGAAACAUCUAGGAGCAACAACGGCUCAGCCGCGAAGUGGUAGGCCACACAAGCUCACAGAACAGAACCGCAGUGUGCUGAAGCGCGUAGUGCGUAAAAAUUGCCUGUCCUCGGUUGCAACACUCACUACCGAGUUCCAAACUGCCUCUGGAAGCAACGUCAGUACAAGAACUGUUCGUUGGGAGCUUCAUGAAAUGGGUUUCCAUGGCCGAGCAGCCGCACACAAGCCUAAGAUCACCAUGCGCAAUGCCAAGCGUCGGCUGGAGUGUUGUAAAGCUUGCCGCAGUUGGACUCUGGAGCAGUGGAAACGCAUUCUUUGGAGUGAUGGAUCACGCUUCACUAUCUGGAAGUCUGACAGAUGAAUCUGGGUUUGGCGUAUGCCAGGAGAACGCUACCUGCCCGAAUGCAUAGUGCCAACUGUAAAGUUUGGGGGAGGAGAAAUAAUGGUCUGGGGCUGUUUUUCAUGAUUAGGGCUAGGCCCCUUAGUUCUAGUGAAGGAAAUCUUAACGCUACAGCAUACAAUGACAUUCUAGACGAUUCUGUGCUUCCAACUUUGUGGCAACAGUUUGGGGAAGGCCCUUUCCUGUUUCAGCAUGACAAUGCCCCCGUGCACAAAGCGAGGUCCAUACAGAAAUGAUUUGUUGUGAUCGCUGUGGAAGAACUUGACUGGCCUGCACAGAGCCCUGACCUCAACUCCAUCGAACACCUUUGGGAUGAAUUGGAACGCUGACUGCGAGCCAGGCCUAAUCGCCCAACAUCCGUGCCCGACCUCACUUUGAUUUUUUUUUUGAUUUUUUUUAUCACCUUUAUUUAACCAGGUAAGCCAGUUGAGAACAAGUUCUCAUUUACAACUGCGACCUGGCCAAGAUAAAGCAAAAAAGUGCGAUUAAAAACAACAACACAGAGUUACAUAUGGGGUAAACAAAACAAAGUCAAAAAUACAACAGAAAAUAGAAAAUAUAUAUACACUGUGUGCAAAUGUAGCAAGGUAUGGAGGUAAGGCAAUAAAUAGGCUAUAGUGCAAAAUAAUUACAAUUAGUAUUAACACUGGAAUGAUAGAUGUGCAAGAGAUGAUGUGCAAAUAGAGAUACUGGGGUGCAAAUGAGCAAAAUAAAUAACAAUAUACUACGGGUGGGUGUUGCUAUGGUGACCAAUGAGCUAAGAUAAGGCGGGGAUUUACCUAGCAGUGAUUUAUAGAUGGCCUGGAGCCAGUGGGUUUGGCGACGAAUAUGUAGUGAGGACCAGCCAACAAGAGCGUACAGGUCACAGUGGUGGGUAGUAUAUGGGGCUUUGGUGACAAAACGGAUGGCACUGUGAUAGACUACAUCCAAUUUGCUGAGUAGAGUGUUGGGGGCUAUUUUGUAAAUGAUAUCGCCGAAGUCAAGGAUCGGUAGGAUAGUCAGUUUUACGAGGGCAUGUUUGGCAGCAUGAGUGAAGGAGGCUUUGUUUUGCGAAAUAGGAAGCCGAUUCUGGAUUUAACUUUGGAUUGGAGAUGCUUAAUGUGAGUCUGGAAGGAGAGUUUACAGUCUAACCAGACUGUAAACUAAUGCUAAUGCUAAUGGUCUUGUGGCUGAAUGGAAGCAAGUCCCCGCAGCAAUGUUCCAACAUCUAGUGGAAAGCCUUCCCAGAAGAGUGGAGGCUAUUAUAGCAGCAAAGGGUGGACCAACUUCAUAUUAAUGCCAAUUAAUUUUGGAAUGAGAUGUUCGACGAGCAGGUGUCCACAUACUUUUGGUCAUGUAGUGUACAUAGUAUAGAGGUAGAAAUCCAUACACACUAUCAUUAUCUACUAUCCACGUCAGGUAGAAUAUAUAUGUACUCACUCUCUCACUGAACGCACGCAUACCCAUAUUCACACACAAAGUCUCGUGGUUUAAACAUUUGUCCUAUGUUGUGUGUUCCAGAGGAUACAGGCAGGUCUCCUGGCCGUGAAGGCUGUGAUCCUCCCCGCCACUCCUCUCACGGUGAGAACCCACAGCCCACCCAAUCCACAAUGUACAGUGCCUUCUGAAAGUAUUCAGACCCCUUGACUUUUUCCACAUUUAGUUACGUUACGGCCUUAUUCUAAAAUGGAUUAAAUAAAUACAAAUCCUCAGCAAUCUACACACAAUGCCCCAUAAUGACAAAGCUAAAACAGGUUUUUAUAAAUUUUUGCAAAUUUAAAUUUAAAAACAGAAACCUUAAUCACAUAAGUAUUCAGACCCUUUGCUAUGAGACUCGAAAUUGAGCUCAGGUGCAUCCUGUUUCCAUUGAUCAUCCUUGAGAUGUUUCUACAACUUGAUUGAGGUACACCUGUGGUAAAUUCAAUAGAUUGGACAUGAUUUGGAAAGGCACACACCUGUCUAUAUAAGGUCCCAUAGUUGACAGUUCAUGUCAGAGCAAAAACCAAGCCAUGAGGUUGAAGAAUUGUCUGUAGAGCUCCGAGACAGGAUUGUGUUGAGGCACAGAUCUGAGAAAGGGUACCUAAAAAUGUAUGCAGCGUUGAAGGUCCCCAAGAACACAGUGGCCUCCAAUCAUUCUUAAAUGGAAGAAGUUUGUAACAACCAAGUCUAUUCCUAGAGCUGGCCGCCCGGCCAAACUGAGCAAUCGGGGGAGAAGGGCCUUGGUCAGGGAGGUGACCAAGAACCUGAUGGUCACUCUGACAGAGCUCCAGAGUUCCUCUGUGGAGAUGGGAGAACCUUCCAGAAGGACAACCAUCUCUGCAGCACUCCACCAAGCAGACCUUUAUGGUAGAGUGGCCAGACGGAAGCCAUUCCUCAGUAAAAGGCACAUGACAGCCCGCUUGGAGUUUGCCAAAAGGCACCUAAAGGACUCUCAGACCAUGAGAAACAAGAUUCUCUGGUCUGAUGAAACCAAAAUUGAGCUCUUUGACCUGAAUGCCAAGCGUCACGUCUGGAGGAAACCUGGCACCAUCCCUACGGUGAAGCAUGGUGGUGGCAGCAUCAUGCUGUGGGGAUGUUUUUCAGCGGCAGGGACUGGGAGACUAGUCAGGAUCGAGGGAAAGAAAGUACAGAGAGAUCCUUGAUGAAAACCUGCUCCAGAGCACUCAGGACCUCAGACUUGGGCAAAGGUUCACCUUCCAACAGGACAACGACCCUAAGCACACAGCCAAGACAACGCAGGAGUGGCUUCGGGACAAGUCUCUGAAUGUCCUUGAGUGGCCCAGCCAGAGCCCGGACUUGAACCCAAUGGAACAUCUCUGGAAAGACUUGUCCCCAUCCAACCUGACAGAGCUUGAGAGGAUCUGCACAGAAGAAUGGGAGAAACUCCCCAAGUACAGGUGUGCCAAGCUUGUAGCGUCAUACCCAAGAAGACUCGAGUCUGUAAUCACUGCCAAAGGUGCUUCAACAAAAUACUAAGUAAAGGGUCUGAAUGCUUAUGGAAAUUUGAUAUUUCCGUUUUUUAUUAAAAAAUCUACAGACCUGUUUUUUGCAUUGUCAUUAUGACGUAUUGUGUGUAGAUUGAUGAGGGGGGAAAACUAUUUAAUCCAUUUUAGAAUAAGGCUGUAACGUAACAAAAUGUGGAAAAGGGGAAGGGGUCUGAAUACUUUGAGAAUGCACUGUUACUGGCCUGUAGGUACACCACAGCUAAUGUCACAUUUAUACAUGUUUUUCUCUCUUAGGAGGUAGUUGUUUUGUGUUUUAGGGUGUGUUGUGUAUAAUGUCAAUGAGUUAGAGGUGAGUAACUGUGUAUAACAUCAAUGUAUGUCUCUGUCAAAUCUGCUUGUGUAAAUAAAAUGUGUUUUUGUGUUCUCUCUGCCAGAUCUGAAGCGCCAAGCCCAGUCAGAGAUGGACGCCUUGUCCCAGUGUAGUAACAGUUCUGGGGACAGUGUCUCUGGCUCGGCUCCCCCUCUGUCCCGCCUGGUGCCCGGCCACCGCCUGUGGGCCAACCGCCAAGGGCGCCACAUCCUGGGCCUUAUCGAGGACCACAAUGCCCUGCGGAAGCAGAUCUCCGAGGGCAGGAGGCUCACCCGCACCAUGGACACACACCUGCAGGAGUGUGUACGCACACUCAGCCAGCAGGGGACUGACAACAGGGUAAAUGCAACACAGUCUCUGAUGAGCACAUUCCCUUGUUUAAUACAUGUCAGACCUUCCUGUUCCUUGCUCAGGUGAAGUCCAGCCAACUAUCUUUAGCAUUUCUAAUGUGCAUGUAGUAUUUGAUAGUCAUUCAUGCAGUAAAUUGCUAUAAUAGUUCAUUACUUUUGAUGAAGAAUCUGAUGAACACAUUUCCCAUGUGUUCAUUAUGCGAGUGUUCUCAUUUACAGUUUUUUCACAAAUCUCUUAUGAGAUGCGUUACAGUGAUCGACUUGGUAACAGUAUCUCCGACUGUGUAUGUUGACUAUUGAGACAGUGUUCUGCGUGUGUUAUUGUCCAGGUGGUGGAGCAGGGUCAGCUGAAGGCUCUGUCCAGCAGUGUGAACACCAUGCAGCAGGUCCUGGAGGAGGCUGGCCAGCUGCUCAAACUGGUCUGGAGGGUGUCCCUGCCCUCUGGCACCGCGACCGCAGGAGGAGACGUCAACAGCAACCAGCAGGUACACACUCUCGCUCAUGCGCGCACGUUUCUCACACACACACACAAUCGCUCACUCUCUCUCACACACACACCAGUUAUACACACACCCUCUCUACGCAGUCUUCAACUCCGUCUUCAGUUCACACACAAACAAGACUCUCUACAUAGUACGUACACACAUUUGUUCCACAAAUUAUAAAUAGAUAUAUUAAUUCUGUCCACACAGUCUAUACACACACAAAUGUAAUUAGAAUGACGCAAAUGGAAUAAAUUGGUCAAUAUGUGUGGAAAGUGGAGACAUCACAAAGGUUAAAAAGUAAACAUUAGUGGAGACACGUUAUCAGUUCUGGAGACUGCAUGCAUCAUGUUUGCUAGCUAUAUGUCUCCAGGGUGUCUAGUUGUGUUUACAUUGUGACGUAAUCCACGUUCCAUGUGUAUUGGGGGUACUGAUAAGACCAGUGUAAAUGUUGUGGGUGACUCAGUCAUGAGUGGCGCAGUGGUCUAAGGCACUGCAUCGCAGUGCUAACUGUGCCACUAGAUCCUGGUUCGAAUCCAGGCUCUGUCGCAGCCGGCCGCGACCGGGAGACUCAUGGGCGGCGCACAAUUGGCCCAGCGUCGUCCAGGGUAGGGGAGGGAAUGGCCGGCAGGGAUGUAGCUCAGUUGAUAGAGCAUGGCGUUUGCAACGCCAGGGUUGUGGGUUCGAUUCCCACGGGGGGCCAGUAUAAAAAAAAUAUGUAUUCACUAACUGUAAGUCGCUCUGGAUAAGAGCGUCUGCUAAAUGACUAAAAUGUAAAAUGUAAAUGUAACAAUUCCUUCCUCCCUCCCUCUCGCCCGCCCUCCACCCAUCCCUCCCUCCCUCUACCCAUCCCUCCCUCCCUCCACCCAUCCCUCCCUCCCUCCACCCAAUCCCUCCCGCCCUCCCCCAGCCCUCCUCUCCCUCCCCCCUCCCUCCCUCCCUCUACCAUCCCUCCCUCCCGCUAACCUCCCUCCCUCCUCCACCCAUCCCUCCCCUCCCUCCACCCCCAUCCCUCCCUCCCUCUCCCAUCCCUCCCUCCCUCUACCCUCCUCCCUCCCUCUACCCUCCCUCCCUCCCCUCUACCCAUACCCUCCCUCCCCUCUAAACCCAUCCCUCUACCCAUCCCUCCAUCCCUCUCUCCCAUCCUCUCUCCCAUCCUCCCUCCCUCUCUCCCAUCCCUCCCUCUCUCCCAUCCCUCCCUCUCGCCCUCCAUCCACCCAUCCCUCCCUGUCUCCCUCCAUCCCUCUCCCAGGAUGAGCUGUUGAAGAAUGAGAUAGCGAGUCUGAAGAGCCGUCUGUCCCAGCAGGAGCGGAUGCUGAGCGGUGCGGUCAAACGGCUGCGCACCACCAACCAGCUCAAAGAGGGCAUGGAGAGGGUCAUUAUUGACCAGCGUAAGAACUCACUUCACCUCCCAUGCUUGACAGAAUAAUGAGAAUGCAUUUGAUUGAGGAUCAACACAAUGCUUUCAUAUUAUACUGAAGAAAAUAUAAACGCAACAAUUUCAACGUUUUUACUGAGUUACAGUUCAUAUAAGGAAAUCAGUCAAUUGAAAUAAAUUCAUUCGGCCCUAAUCUAUAGAUUUCACGACUGGGAAUACAGAUAUGCAUCUGUUGGUCAGACAUACCUUUUUUUUUUUUUUAAAGGUAGGGGCGUGGAUCAGAAAACCAGUCAGUAUCUGGUGUGACCACCAUUUGCCUCAUGCAGCGCGACACAUCUCCUUCGCAUAAAGUUGAUCAGGCUGUUGAUUGUGGCCUGUGGAAUGUUGUGGAUGGCUGUGCAAAUUUGCUGGAUAUUGGCAGGUACUGGAACACGGUGUCGUACACGUCGAUCCAGAGCAUCCCGAACAUGCUUAAUGGGUGAUGUCUGGUGAGUAUGCAGGCCAUGGAAGAACUGAGACAUUUUCAGCUUCCAGGAAUUGUGUAAAGAUCCUUGCGACAUUGGGCCGUGCAUUAUCAUACUGAAACAUGAGGUGAUGGCGGCGGCAGAUGAAUGGCACGACAAUGGGCCUCAGGAUCUCGUCACAGUAUCUCCAUGUAUUCAAAUGCAAUUGUGUUCGUUGUCUGUAGCUUAUGUCUGCCCUUACCAUAACCCCACUGCCACCAUGGGGCACUCUGUUCACAACGUUGACAUCAGCAAACCGCUUGCCCACGCAACGCCAUACACGCUGUCUGCCAUCUGACCGGUACAGGUGAAACCGGGAUUCAUCCCUGAAGAGCACACUUCUCCAGCAUGCCAGUGGCCAUCAAAGGUGAGCUUUUGCCCACUGAAGUCGGUUAAGACGCCGAACUGCAGUCUGGUCAAGAAUCUGGUGAGGACGACGAGCACGCAGAUGAGCUUCCCUGAGAUGGUUUCUGACAGUUUUUACUGAAAUUCUUCGGUUGUGCAAACCCACAGUUUCAUCAGCUGUCCGGGUGGCUGGUCUCAGACGAUCCCACAGGUGAAGAAACCGGAUGUGGAGGUCCUGGGCUGGCGUGGUUACACGUGGUCUGCAGUAGUGAGGCCGGUUGGCCGUACUGCAAAAUUCUUUAAAAUUACAUUUGAGGUGGCUUAUGUUAGAGAAAUAAACAUUCAGUUCUCUGGCAACAGCUCUGGUGGACAUUCCUGCAGUCAGCAUGCCAAUUGCACGCUCCCUAAAAACUUGAGACAUCUGUGGCAUUGUGUUGUGUGACAAAACUGCACAUUUUAGUGGCCUUUUAUUGUCCUCAGCACAAGGUGCACCUGUGUAAUGAUCAUGCUGUUUAAUCAGCUUCUUGAUCUGCCACACCUGUCAGGUGGAUGGAUUAUCUUGGCAAAGGAAAAAUGCUCACUAACAGGGAUGUAAACAAAUUUGUGCACAACAUUUUAGAGAAAUAAGCUUUUUGUCCGUAUGGAAAAUGUCUAGGAUCUUUAUUUCAGCUCAUGAAACAUGGGACCAACACUUUACAUGUUGCGUUUAUAUUUUAGUUCAGUGUAAUUUAUUCAGAUCCUAUUCUGAGAGCAUAAUUAUAAUGCAUUUGAGAAUCAACCCAAUGCUUUCAUAUUAACUUAUUCAGAUCCUAUUCUGAGAGAAUAAUUAUAAUGCAUUUGAUUGAGAAUUAACUGUUAACUGAUUCAGAUCCAAACAUUUAAUUGACAUGAUUUGUUAUUCUUUCCCAACCAGUGUCGUUAACCCACGGAGUGCUGAAGAAGGCCAGAGGGAAUCUAGAGGUGAGUCAAAGAAUCAGUAACCAGUUUAGACAGACACCAACAAGUAUUGUCAGUCAGACCAAUCAAAGAAUAGACUAAUUCCGUAGCCUUUUCUCUCGAAUGUGCCGUCUCUUAUCUGUCUUUCUUCUCUCACUCUUUGUCUAUAAAUGUGGGCAAAUCUCAGACAAAUUAUUACACCGUCUUUGGGCUGAAAGGCCUGUCUGGAGGACCAGAGGAAGGUAAUAGUGUGUAAGGGGACAGGGUUUGAGUGUUCUAAUGCAUGACUUGGUUUGUUCCGUGACCUCUGUUUGUUCCAUGACUUGAUUUGUUCCAUAGCUUUUAUGACUUGGUUUGCUUGCACUGUACUUCACUAUUAAAAGUAAUAAUGAUGCUUGAGCCGACAUCCGCUGCGUUUACUGCGAACGCAAUCUCCGCAAACUUCAAGGAAAUUGCCUUUUAAAAGUCAAGUGCAGUUUGAAUCCCAGCGUUGGUUUGUUCCAUGGCUUGGUUUGUUCCAUGACUUGGUUUGUUCCACAGACUUUUGUGUUGCAUGAAAAGAAGGACCGGACCUGGCCAAAUACAAAUGCAUGCUGGUCAUUCUCUCAGCUCACAGGCCCAUUGUAGCUCAGCCAUCAAGGCUCUGUUGUUUUGAGUGAUAUUUCUCUGGUUGAUAGAUCAGUUGGAAUUAUAGGGGCAUUCCACUGGCUUUUCAUACCUCAUCUUGAAGAGACACAUUGGCAAAUGCAACAUCCUAGCUGAUCAAUGUGUGUAUGGUUGGUUAACUGACGUGUCCUUGCCUCUACAGGAGGUCCCGGUCAAUGGUCAGUGACCAUUGGUCCUUCAGGAUCCCCCGAUGAGGGAGUGAGCGUCCCCGUCCCCAGCCCUGCCAGACACGCUGAAUCCCCUGAGGAGAGGAACAGUGACACCUCAUCCCACUGCAGCUACUAGAUCUGCCAGUCCAAUGGAUGGAGUUCAAUAAUAGUCUAUGGUGCCUUCCUCUCCUCACCUUUGUCUGCACUGAUGUGAAAUACUUGAAGUGUUAUACAGCAAAAGCAUUACUCUGGUUUUCCCCUGAUCUGUUCAAAUUAAGGAAAAGGGACAAGGAGAGGAAGCCACUUUACACUAUUGAGAUGCACCCCAACUGUCAGGGACACAGCCUUUUAUAGCUACCUAAUUGACCUGUCAUUCUCUCAGGCCCUUCCCCUUUAUCCCUGCUCUAAUACUAUAUCUGCUUUUUGACAAACCUUACCUUGAGAUAUGCAAGUCAUAUUAUGGAAAUUGUACUGUACUUGCACACCUGCCUAUCUUGAGACAUAUUUUCGGUACAAAGGUUCCUUUAAAGGAAAUGUAACUUUCUUUCCCUCUUGUAAAUGUCUCCUCCCCCUUAAAUUUCUUUUAAGAUUUUAAUUUCCAUUUUAUACAAUAGAGACCUAUUUUACAAAAAGUAUUUCCCUCGACAUUUGACCUGUCAAUUGUGGGUUCUCGUUUGUAAUAAUGUGCAAAUGCAUUAAAUCAGCUUUGCUUUAAAAAA
Molecule: messenger RNA, 65132 nt
Organism: Coregonus sp. 'balchen'
Lineage: Eukaryota; Metazoa; Chordata; Actinopteri; Salmoniformes; Salmonidae
Source: the annotation of a GenBank genome assembly